Coregonus sp. 'balchen' is the source of this 48631-nucleotide messenger RNA. The record is from the annotation of a GenBank genome assembly. NCBI's taxonomy places the organism in Eukaryota, Metazoa, Chordata, Actinopteri, Salmoniformes, Salmonidae.
AUGUUGAGGUUGUGUGAAUCAACAGAGGGUGUGAGUGUACGUUUGUAAGGCUGUUCCUGGCAUGGUGAGAGGGUAGACUGCUUUGCAGAGUGUGUGCCUGUCCCGGAAGCAGAGGCACAGGUACUACGGAGCUCAGCUCAGCUCAGCCACCUGUCCUCGGCUCAGCAGCAGUACAAGAGGAAACCUUAAGGAUAAGGUCAUGCAUUCUGCUGGAGGCUUGGAUCCUAAAAGUCGCUUUUAUUCUUUAAAGGUAUAACUGUGCUCUGUUUACUCUGAAACGGUAUGACUAUGCUCUGCUCUCUGUUCUGCUCUGUGUUUGGGAGGAUGUUCAUCGCCAGACAUUCUUUAGGUUAUCUAAGGUUAAAGGGUGUGUGUGUGAUGCUGAUGUUUCCUGGUUAUGCUAAAAUACAUUUUGAAAUAUCUGUACACCUCAUUGUCAAACAGCUUCACUUCAUCAUGCUUGCAGUAUCCUGUUCUUUAAUAACAUGAGGGCAAAGUUAACACAAUUAAAUAUACUAUUUGAAUGGUGUUAAGUUAAUAGCGAAGUUAACGUCGUAUCUAAGUGUACAGUAAGUAUACCUCUCAGAGAUAGGAGGAGAUAGGGGAGAGAUAGGGGGCAGCCAGUGGGCUGAGGUGGGAGAGAAAGGAGAAAGGAGAUAGCCUGUCCUGCUGAUGUCAGCCAUUGAUCCCUUGGAUACAGGAGAGGAGAUGAGUGCACUCAUAUUAAUUCUGCACCAGCAAAGGCAAAGCCUGCUUACCAUUUAGUAUUACAGAGCCUGUAAGGGCGAAAUGUUUUUGGAUGUCCUUCCUGAGUCUUAGAGAGGUGUCAACUUUGUUGCGGGUAAAAGUGAAUGGAAGUUGAAGGAUUGUAAUCUUUUUUUUUUUAACUUUUUUUUUUAGGGGGUAGAUCAGCUUUAAUAUUGCAGAUAGAUUGUAACUUCCAUCAAUGUAAUUGUCUGCAUCACUUCCAAUCCCCCAUAUGUUUUUUUUCUCGCAAAUAUAUAUAUAUAUAUAUAUAUAUAUAUAUAUAUAUAUAUAUAUAUAUAUAUACAUAUCCAUAUAUACACAUACAUAUACACAUACAUACAUAUACAUAUAUAUAUAUAUAUAUAUAUAUAUACAUAUCCAUAUAUACACAUACAUAUACACAUACAUACAUAUAAAUAUAUAUACACUACCGUUCAAAAGUUUGGGGUCACUUAGAAAUGUCCUUGUUUUCGAAAGAAAAGCAAUGUUUUUGUCCAUUAAAAUAACAUCAAAUUGAUCAGAAAUUCAAUGUAGACAUUGUUAAUGUUGUAAAUGGCUAUUGUAGCUGGAAACGGCUGAUUUUUAAUGGAAUAUCUACUCCCUUCACAGAACAGCGCAAACUGGCUCUAACCAGAAUAGAAAGAGGAGUGGGAGGCCCCGGUGCACAACUAUGCAAGAGGACAAAUACAUUAGAGUGUCUAGUUUGAGAAACAGACUCCUCACAGGUGUUUUGCGGGUACUAUUUAAUGAAGCUGCCAGUUGAGGACCUGUGAUGCGUCUGUUUCUUAAACUAGACACUCUAAUGUAUUUGUCCUCUUGCUCAGUUGGGCACCGGGGCCUUCUGUGAAGGGAGUAGUACACAGCGUUGUACGACAUCUUCAGUUUCUUGGCAAUUUCUCGCAUGGAAUAGCCUUCAUUUGUCGAGUUUCAGAAGAAAGUUAUUUGUUUCUGGCCAUUUUGAGCCUGUAAUCGAACCCACAAUUGCUGAUGCUCCAGAUACUCAACUAGUCUCAAGAAGGCCAGUUUUAAUGCUUCUUUAAUCAGCACUACAGUUUUCAGCUGUGCUAACAUAAUUGCAAAAGGUUUUCUAAUGAUCAAUUAGCCUUUUAAAAUGAUAAACUUGGAUUAGCAAACACAACGUGCCAUUGGAACACAGGACUGAUGGUUGCUGAUAAUGGGCCUCGGUACGCCUAUGUAGAUAUUCCAUAAAAAAUCAGACGUUUCCAGCUACAAUAACCAUUUUCAACAUUAACAAUGUCUACACUGUAUUUCUGAUCAAUUUGAUGUUAUUUUAAUGGACAAAAAAUUGUUUUUCUUUCGAAAACAAGGACAUUUCUAAGUGACCCCAAACUUUGAACGGUAGUGUACAUUUUAUGGACACAGUCAAUUUUACAAUAAUUACAUUUUGAUUGUUUUUACUCCUGAACUUCCUCUACCCUCAACCUCUCUGAUCAUUUUCAUGAUGUCCAUCCAGUUUGCUUCUAUAUGCCAUAUCUUUCUAACUGUGCUCUUUCACGAAAGCUCUCAAGCUAUAACCUAUAUACUUAUUAUGGACACUGUAUGCUUUACAUUAGUUAUCUUGUUGUUAUUAGUUGUUGUUAGUUGUUAUUAGUCCCAUCCUUCAGCUCCAUUCAACACCUCCCAUCUAUCUCUUAACACAUCCAUAUUGGAUUUCUAUUUGCAAUAUAUUUUUCAACUGUAUUCUUUGUAUUAUGUACUUUGUGUUCUAUGCAAAGCUGAGCUCAUCUGAGCAGUAGACACUGAUCUUGGGUCAGUUUAGCAUUUCCCCCCUCAUAUGGUUAAGGUUAGGAUUGGGGGAAGGGAAGCUGAUCCUAGAUCUGUACCUAUGGGAAACUUCACACCGGAGCCAUCUGAACACAGUGUUGUUGUCAUUAUGAUGCUGCUGGUGCUGAGUGACUAUUGCCAUCUGCAGGGAUCAGACCUCAAAUUAUGUCUGCCUCAUCCAAUUAAAUCACUUGGGCUGCCCCCACUAAUCCCCCACAGUCCUCUGCUCUUAAAUAUGGAUUUACCUUUGAAUGCACAACACUCAUACAGUACGAGUUAGGCCAACACUAUUCAACAUCAUCACCCUUCCAUUUUCACCACUGUUGUUCAUUUAUUGUAGCCUACUGAUCUUUGGCCAUAUUUUUUCUCUUGUUUUUCAUUCCUACAGUAUGUCAUGCUGCUACUGCAAUGCUCAACGUCAUUCUCAUUAGGAGUAUUGGAUAUAGCCCACCAGGUUAGCCAGAAACCCCACAUAGAGAGGUGUUCUAGUUGGGGAAAAUAGGUCACAAGCCAUUGCUUUUGGAAAAAGUAGAUUAACCCUAAAACAGUUUUACAUGACAUUAACUCUUUACCACGCACAACAACACAUGCCUUGGUUUACUAUAUUGUACAAACAGCAAAGAAUGCUAUACACGACAAACAAACACUUCCGGAUGCACACAGACAAAACUGAAUACAGUAAUAACACAUUUUAAUGUAAGCUAAUGUGCUGUGCAGCCUUAGGUCUCACCCGGGACGAAGAGGACUAAGUAAGUAAAUGUACUGUUAAUAUAUCGCUAACCAAAAUGUGCAGUGUGUACUUUAAUCCUGUAGCGCUGCACAUAUUUUGAGCCCUCCAGUGUAUUAGCAUUCAGAUUACCAUCCUGGGUCCUGGCCACGGAGACUGAACCAUAUGCCACUGCAGCUGUGGACGGACAGCAGUGUCCUUCAGCAUCCAAAUGGGCCCUUGUGUCCUAGCGCUGGUCCAGGGCCAGAGCUUCUGUUGGAGCUAGGAACACAAGCAUUUCGCUACACCCGCAAUAACAUCUGCUAAAUAUGUGUAUGCGACCAAUAACAUUUUAUUUUAUUUUGAUUUGAUGUCCAAGACAGGUUUCAGGAAAGCAUGUACCAAGGCAAACCAUAGAGUGAAAUAGAAAUGCUAUAUCUAUACAGCACAGGUAAUCAAUGAUAACACACUUCACACACACUUCAGUUAAACUGUAGAUGUCAUUUGUAGAUAAACCUCUAUGCUUGUGUUUGUGUUCUGGGAGUGGCAAGUCUAAUAGCAGAGCGUGCUGCUGCAUCAUUGAAGUACUACAGUAGCGUGUGAUGUGUACUGUAAUGCUCCCAAGCCCAGAUGUUUGCUCUACACAGAUAUGCUGCUGCACUGUAAUUACAGCUUGGGUUUACUCCUACUGCACUUGAUGAUACCAGACCAUUAGCACACUAUUUUACAAUAGAUUGGUUGCAUCCCAAUGGGCACUGGUCAAAAGUAGGACACUGUAUAGGGAAUAGGGUGCCAUUCGGGACGCAGUCAUGGACUUGAGAGAUGUCAUCAAUGCUUUCGAAAACUUGAUCUUUGACCUCUGAACUUUGCUUUCUGUCAUUUCUUGGUCUCUGUUUUGAGUCAUUCUGAAGCCCCACCUGUUCACGCACAUGACAUCAUCCUACUAGAGAGCGUUUUGUGUGAGAGGCCAUAGUCCUGACUGAAGAAUCAGAGCAGUACAAAGUGCUGUCUUCAAAGCUCAAUUUAGCUUUUUGCCAUCCAGCAAGGUUUUCACGCACAUUGUUUGGUUUAUACUUUGGAAUCUUUUAGUAAUAAAUCUACUUAUUUUGGUUACUAAGUAGAUUUCAUCUGUCAGUUUCUGACCAUCUUAGAGAACACAUCAAAAUAAAGCUGAUUCUAUCAUUCUUAGUGUACACAGAUGUACAACAUAGUAACUUUGUCAGUGUUUCACAUUUCUUGUGCUUAGUAUGAACAUGGUGCAAUAACUGUAUUUAAAGAAUAUAGUAUAACUUGUUCAAUUGGCUUCAGUUCACUCGUAACAGUUAGUAACUACUACCCAUGGAAAAAUUUUGUGUGAUAUCCAUGUCAUGAUGCCCUGUCCAUGUUGUUACAGUGAAGCAGUGAGACAUGGGAUCCAGUUUGUUUAUUGAUUGUGUUCAGGGUGUACUAAUUGUAUACAAACUGUAGUACUAUUGACAGGCCAGACCUUGCAACUCAAUAUUAGGAAGGUGUUCUUAAUGUUUUGUACACUGUCAGUAAUGAGGUUAUUACUGCUAGUUCUCCUGAACACUCCUUGGACUUCUGUGGUUAGGGCGAAGACAGCUAUUUGGGUCACAAAACUCCGUAGACAGGCUGACACCGUAAUGAUAGUAUAUAUAGGGGCUGGUACUGCAGGAUGGAGCAGGAGCGUGCACGUCACCAGCCCACUCAGUGACGUCUGCAAGAGAUACAUACAUUGUCUGUCUCCCGGCAUCAAUGAAGCCUUUGAGGAGACAUAAGAGAGAGAGAGAGUGGCACACAUCAGAGAGAGAAGCAUGGCCAGAUGAAGAUAUACUCCCUCUAACCACUAGCCCUUUCUACACUGUAGGGUGGAGGAACAGGCAGAGCCAGUGAAUUGUGGGAAGGCUCUAGUAAGCUACGCCAGCACUUCAAUGAUACUGCCCCCUACAAAGUGCCAUUGGAUGUUUUUGUCAGUACUGCUCAACAGGUCUACUCUUUGAUUGGUUUAUCAGUAUGGACUGUCAGAAACAUACUGCAACAUUGGAUAGGCCUGCAUACAUUAACCAGAACGUUGCUAAUUUUCUUGCUUGAUGAAUACACGGAGAUAUAUGUGAAUGAUCCGGUAGUUUGUUGUACCAUAUGCUAUAUACUGUAUAUGAGUCACCUCACACACAGACACACAGAAUCACACAUAGACACACACACAGACACUCAUACAUAGGCUCACAGACAGAAAAGAAGCACACCAUGUAGGGUUUGUGUUCCACUGAAGCAGGGGUAAGACAUCUUGAAGUUGUUGGGUUGUUGGAUUUCUGCGGCGUCUCUGCUAUUUGUAAGUUCUUAUUGUUUGCAGCAGCAACAUAACAUCUGGACUUCGAAAUAUAACAGCCACCCUGAGACCAUAGCCCAAGUCAUAACAAUGACAAAGCAUAAUUCACUUAUUUAUAACUAUUGUACAACCUUGUGAUUUACUAUAACUGUCAUGUUUGGGAGCAGACGAUUGAUAACACAUCACAUCCGGAGAAAGACUGCUCAGGACAAAGACUGCUCAGUUGGAGAUUGUAAUUCCUAGGGUUUCGAAGGGGAAAUGUCUUUAAAUUAGAUUUGUGAGCAUCUUGUUGUGUCGUGACACCCAGCCCUGAAUCUCUCUCUCUCUCUCUCUCUCUCUCUCUCUCUCUCUCUCUCUCUCUCUCUCUCUCUCUCUCUCUCUCUCUCUCUCUCUCUCUCUCUCUCUCUCUCUCUCUCUCUCUCUCUCUCUCUCUCUCUCUCUCUGACAUGUGCGGUCAUCAUAUCAGCAGCAUUCACCACUAAUCUCCCCAAGUCUCCUUCUCAUCAGCACCACACAUCUGACACUUUCACACUUAAUCUAGACACGUCUAUGGUUCUGGAUAGCAGAGGAUUCGUUUCACAAUGACUGUGUGGUGUAAGGUGCCAAAUGUGUUAAAAUGUGUUUAGUAACUGCAUCACAGUUCAUUCGCAAUAGGACUGAGUGGUUGUUCACUCUGAUAAGUGUUUUUAGAAGAGGCUCUUUUAGUCAGACUCGGGCUUUUCCAAACAGGAAACACUGUGUGUAAAUCUACACUAUCCAGCUGUCACCAUGUAAUGACGUUUUCUGAGGUCAACUUACUUCUCACAAAGGUAUUAUAUACCCUUUCUGUUUUUAUGUUAUAACCUCGUUCACUUCUAUAGCCCCAAUGCUUAUAGGAGCUAAUGUGCCGGUUUAUCAUUCUUGAUACUAUGUAAGUCUGUCAAUGUUAUUUGUCAGUAAUGAAUACAUCUGUCAUGGUCAUGUAAAAAACUAUACCUUGAGUACUUUUUAGUUGACCCUCGAGUAGAUUAUUGUUUGAGCUGGAACAUUGAAAUGCCUAGGUGACCUGGCUACCAUGUGCAUGCAGCUAAGACAACAAGCAUAAUGUGCUAUUCUGUUUAACCAAAGUGUGAUGUAGCUAUUUAAAAUAUUGCCUAGUCAGACCAUGACUCUGUUCCAGCUGGCUGAUAGGAAUUAUUAGAUAGGUACUACCAUCUUGUCUAUUUCAAAUCUUCUCUCAUUGAUUAAGACAGGUGAGUGUCAUCAUGACAUGCAGCACUUUGGGGUGGACACCCACCUGUCUCAAUCAAUGAGAGAAGAUUUGAAAUAGACAAGAUGGCGUCGUACACAUCGUUGGAUUACUUCAUGGAGCAAAACAUUUAAUUUAUUUAAUAACGGAGCAUUUUCAAAUGUAAUUCAAUUCAAAUGUACCCCCUGCAACUAGACAUGUACGUUUAGAAAACAUUGGUUGUCUUCCAAGUCGGGAAUUGAGGAAGUAUCUGCAAGUUAAGGUUGGUCAAAAAAUUAUCUGUGCUACGCCAAACAGUACCUAACCUGUAUUGGCUAAUGGCGCAUCACUUUAGCCCGUUACAAUCUGCUAACUAAGUGCGAUCAGUGUGAUUCAGUGCACCUCAAAUAAACCAUGCCAAACGAGACUCCUGGGUAUUAUCCAGUGUUUUUUAAAGCAAUAAUAUUAUCCUGGGGAAGAUAAUGACUACAUGGAUUCAACAUUGCAAUUGUUCCAAUUAUGGAACAAUAUCGCCACCAAGCAAUGCACAGCACAGCACAACACUACACAACUGCAAUCAUUUCAGUUUUUCAUUGGCUGCUUGGCUUCUUUAGAGGCCUGUCCAACAAAGUGUUUGCUGACCAUUUGAAUUAUUCUCCAAAGACAAAUUCUGACAGAACUUUGUCUCUCCUUCACAGAGAAAUGAUGAAGAGGCUGUGGUGGACAGAGGUGGAACCCGGUCCAUGCUGAAAACCAACUUUGAGAAGGAGGAACUCGAAGGUACAUUGACAUUAUGAAGUACAAUACCUUAAGUAAAUUGUGUGGAAGCCUGGAAGGAAGGUUAGAAGGCCACCCACAUGGCCAAUUGAGAGAAGGCUGUUGUUUUCAAGACUGAGGCUACUCCUGCUGAGACUGAGGCUGUCCUAAUAUGGACACCGUACCCAUGAGACUAGAUAGGGUGGUAACAAGACAGCUGUUUGAGCUGCAGUGCACUUCAGGACAGGAAAAUACUCUGAUUGGUCGGUUAGUCGUGACUCAUGACAAUAAUAGUGCGUAGAUCGCUGAAAAUAAUCUAUUUUUGUGUCUGAAUUGUAAAGACCUGAUGACUAAAGAGAAGGCCUGCUCAUUUUAGCACAUAGUAACACAUUGUGAAGGUUGAUUUGCCUGGUUCUUGAGUUGCUCUAGUGGCUGGUCACUGAGCUGUGUGUUGUGACUAGGAUUCAGCUCACGCCAACAGUGUGUGCUCAGGUGUCUUCCAUGUGAUGUUACUCACAAGCCCCCAGGCCAGAAUCACAGUAUCUGAACAACAUAGUUUGAGUACACACCAGUGGUGGUCAGUGCCGUUUAAGAUGAGGGAAGACAAAUGUAUUUUUUAUGAGCAUGGCAUUAUUUCUAUUACAGCAUAUUGGAUGACUGUCAUUCAUAUUCCAUUCACCCAGCUCAAUGUAACAUCGAUAGGUUUAGGCUACUACAUGAUACAAAAUGUUUCCCUAUACCCAUCAUGAGGUUGCUACAACCUAGCCUACAAAUGAAAGUUUAAAACAUAGGUGCACAGGUCGAGAGAAAAAUGUGAGUAAUCAAGGUGAUAGACAGUGACACAUUCAAUACAGCCUUGCACACUCUAGCCUGCAUCUAGCUGAUCUAGGGUGUAAUCAUUAGUCCAACAGUUGCAAACGAGAGUUUCUAUUGGACAAAUUCAGGUAUGUUUAUCCCCAUUUCGUUCCGUUUGCUUCCGUUUAAGAAACGUUUUUCAAAAGAAUCGGCGGAAUAAAUACACCCCUGAUAACCUGCAAACACAGUUCACUUUCAUAGCAGGCACAUAAAAACAGCAUGAUCACUUUGAUCAUAAUUCCUUCUCGCAUCUACGCCCUCUCCUCCUCUCACCUUUUCCCUUUGCUUGUGGACUUCAUUGCACAACGCAACAGCUGUCUCUGACCAGGCGAAAAAAGCUUUCCAAGCCAAACCUUCAUACCAUAACCGCUAACCGCUACACACAGCCUACAUCGUUGUCACCAUAUUAGCUAACGUCAUAGUCAACAUAGCUACUAGAACCAACGCGUUAGAAAACCCGUUACAAUCAUGCAGUACAGUGGACAGCAAGCAGUUUAGCAGUUACACCGCCACAUUUGCAAUAAAUUAAUCAAACCAAAAGCUUACCUUGACUUGGAAGAGUUCCAGUGUUGGAUAGCCAUAGCCAGCUAACUAACAUAGCAUGUUUGAGUAGGCUAAACUAGCUAGCUGCAUUCACUAGCUAAGAAAGUGAAAGUGAACAUUUAAAAAAAUCUCUCUCUAUCACUCUCUUGCUUUUCCUUCAUUUGUGAAGAAAUUUCUUUGUUCAAAACUGUUCAAAUAUUGUCUUUCUUUCUCUUUGAGUCAACUACUCACCACAUUUCAUGCACUGCAGUGCUAGCUAGCUGUAGCUUAUGCUUUUCAGGACUAGAGUAAUUCUCUGAUCCAUCAGUUCAUGCUGCAAGAGCUCUGAUAGUGUCACGUUCAUUCAUCGACAGGUCAGACCAAGGUGCAGCGUGAUAUGCGUACAUGUUUAUUAAAUAUUAAACACAACGACAAAAUAACAAACAAAACGAAACGUGAAGUCCAAGGCAACACAACAUACCUUAACUGGAACAAGAUCCCACAACCCACUAGUGCCAAUAGGCUGCCUAAGUAUGGUCCCCAAUCAGAGACAACGAGCUACAGCUGCCUCUGAUUGGGAACCACACCGGCCAACAUAGAUCUACACAUAAUAGAAAGUACAACAUGGACAAACACAGCAAGGAAAAUACACACCCUGACUCAACAUACAAGCGUCCUCUGAGUCAGGGCGUGACAGUACCCCCCCCCCCAAAGGUGCGGACUCCGACCGCACAACAUAAACAUAACAGGGUAGGGGCCGGGUGGGCAUUCCGCCUCGGAGGCGGAUCCGGCUCAGGGCGUGACGACCACUUACUCUCCGCCUGUCUGUUGCGCCCCUGGUCUGGUCUGGACCUCGGCGCACUGCUUCCCCACUCCUUUCUCCCACGAAGUACCAAGCCCUGUCUGGACCCUGGUGUGGGAGACCCCGAACCUGGAGAGGGGCUGACGUCUGGGUCUGGACUGGAGCCGCUGACCGGAGCUGGACCGGGCACCGGUGGAGCGGACUUCACAGGCUCCGGACUGGAGCCGCUGACCGGAGCUGGACUGGGCACCGGUGGAGCGGACUGCUCUGGCUCUGGAGUGGAGCCGCUGACCGGAUCUGGACUAGACCCCGGUGGAGCGGACUGCUCUGGCUCCGGAGUGGAGCAGCUGACAGGAGCUGGAUCAGGCACCGGUGGAGCGGACUGCUCUGGCUCCGGAGUGGAGCCGCUGACCGGAGCUGGACUGGACCCCGGUGAAGCGGAUUGCUCUGGCUCCGGAGUGGAGCAGCUGACCGGAGCUGAACUGGGCACCGGUGGAGCGGACUGCUCUGGCUCCGGAGUGGAGCAGCUGACUGGUGCUGGAUCAGGCACCGGUGGAACAGGAACGGGCCGGACCGGGCUGGCGACGCGUACCACUGGCUUGGUGCGGGGAGCAGGUAUGGGCCGUACCGGACUGGCGACGCGCACCACUGGCCUGGUGCGGGGAGCAGGAACAGGCCGGGCCGGGCUGGCGACGCGCACCACUGGCUUGGUGCGAGGGACAGGAACAGGCCGGACCGGGCUGGCGACGCGCACCACUGGCUUGGUGCGAGGGGCAGGAACAGGCCAGGCCGGGCUGGCGAUGCGCAACACUAGCUUGGUGCGAGGGGCAGGAACAGGCCGGACCGGGCUGGCGACGCACACCACUGGCAUGGUGCGAGGGACAGGAACAGGCCGGACCGGGCUGGCGACGCGCACCACUGGCUUGGUGCGAGGGGCAGGAACAGGCCGGGCCGGGCUGGCGACGCGCACCACUGGCUUGGUGCGAGGGGCAGGAACAGGCCGGGCCGGGCUGGCGACGCGCACCACUGGCUUGGUGCGAGGUGCAGGAAUGGGUCGGGCCGUACUGGGAACACGCACCACUGGCUUAGUGCGGGAAGCAGGAACGGGCCGGACCGGACUGGCGACACGCACCACUUGCUUGGUGCGAGGAGCGGGACUGGGUUCCUUUAUUAACCCCCGCUCCUUCUGCUGCCUAACCAGCUCCUCUCGCCGUGCCUCUACACUUUCCUUCUCCCUUAUAGCCUCCUGUAGUGCCUCCCUCUGACCGAAUAACUCCUGCUCCCUCUGAACCAAUAGCCCCCGUAACAUUGUGGCCUCCUCUCCUAACCUGCAGAUCCGCCCUUUAACGGCCUCCUGCUGCCUCGUCGUCCACACCGUGUGCCCCCCCCAAAAUUUUUUCUUGGGGUUGCCUCUCGGGUCUCCGUCGUCGGCACUGUUGGCGCCGUUUCUCCUCUCCUACCUGGGCAUCCUCCUUCAUCGCCUUCCGGUAACGGACGGCCUCCUCCUCCGUAAUUCUCCCCCAACCGAGGAGGACAUCUACUAAUGUAACCUCCUGUUGAAUUCCUGGCGUUUGCUCCUGAACACGCUGCUUGGUCCUCGUUUGGUGGGAUCUUCUGUCACGUUCGCUUACAGACGGGACGGACCAAGGCGCAGCGUGAUAUGCGUACAUGUUUAUUAAAUAUCAAACACAACGACAAAAUAACAAACAAAACGAAACGUGAAGUCCAAGGCAGCACAACACAACAUACCUUAACACGGAACAAGAUCCCACAACCCACUAGUGCCAAUAGGCUGCCUAAGUAUGGUCCCCAAUCAGAGACAACGAGCGACAGCUGCCUCUGAUUGGGAACCACACAGGCCAACAUAGAUCUAUACAUACUAGAUUGUACAACAUGGACAAACACAGCAAGGAAAAUACACACCCUGACUCAACAUACAAGCGUCCUCUGAGUCAGGGCGUGACAGAUAGGUUGGAGGACGUCCUCCGGAAGUUGUCAUAAUUACUGUGUAAGUCUAUGGAAGGUGGUGAGAACCAUGAGCCUCCUAGGUUUUGUAUUGAAGUCAAUGUACCCAGAGGACAGAAACUAGCUACACCAUGGUGCUACCCCAGAGAGUGCUGUUGAGGCUACUGUAGACCUUCAUUGCAAAACAAAGUGUUUUAAUUAAUUAUUUGCUGAAUAUAUUUAAUAUAGUUUUAACUUUUUUAUGUUUCACUAUUUAAGUAUUUCUGAAAUUCACUGAGGAGGAUGGUCCUCCCCUUCCUCCUCUGAGGAGCCUCCACUGGUACACACACACACACACACACACACACUCACUCACUCACUCACACACACACACACACACACACACACACACACACACACACACACACACACACACACACACACACACACACACACACACACACACACACACACACACAAACACACCCACACGGAAACAUACACAUGGAAACAUACACACACACACGCAUGCAUGAACGCACAUGCACAUACUGUUCACAGUCACAUAUGCACACAAAAGCACACUGCUCCAGUAACAAAGCAAGAGUGUACAGAACUAUAUAUUUAUGCUGAGCUUUCAAGAACGUUACUUACAAUUCAUUUCAUCUUAAUUUCCAGCUAUACAUUUAUCAUAGCACGGAAGUUCCCAGUACUUGCGUAAAUGGAGGAAGUGAUUAGCCAUGAUUCCCUAGUGUUUGUGGGAUAACUGGGAUUGGUUUGAACAGCAGAGGCUGCUAGCUGCCUUCUUGUAGCCCCAGGCUACAAGAAGCUGUGUUUCUCCCCGAGGCGAGAGCAGGCGUGGAGUCAGGUCGGAUUACCCUUACACUGUCACAGCAGCACAUCCAUUCAGUCUCACUGAUAUCAGCAAGGCGACGGUCCACCCCUGCUGCCUGCUGCAGAUCUCAUCUAAACUCCUUGCUGUCUCAUCAUCCUCCCCAUUCUGCAGUUGGCUGGUUGCACAGAUCCCGGUCAACACCAAAUGGUUUAGUUUCUAUAUGAGACCAAGGUGAAUUACUUAUCAAUUUCAUAAUAUUAAUCUGUACAAUACGGUAAAUGAUAGAUAAUUAAGCAAUAAUGUACAAGGGGGUAUAUACCGAUAUACCAAGGCUAAGGGCUGUUCUUAAGCACGACGCAACGCAGAGUGCCUGGAUACAACCUUAGCCGUGGUAUAUUGGCAAUAUACCACAAACCCCUGAGGUGCCUUAUUGCUAUUAUAAACUGGCUACCAACAGUAAAAAUACAUGUUUUGUCAUACACGUGGUAUACGGUCUGAUAUACCACAGCUUUCAGCCAAUCAGCAUUCAGGGCUCGAACCACCCAGUUUAUACGUUUUAUCAUGUUUUUCUAACAGACAGUCACAUGCUUCAACCUCGCACAGUCUUUUUACUGCCAUUCAUGUAAUAUACUCCGUAACUUUCUAUCAAAUCGUUUCACUAUUUUUAGGUGACAAAUGUUUUAUUCAUCGUACAAGAUGAUGCACUAGGGGAUUUUACAGUAAGAGGGACCAGGCCUGUAUAGUACUUAUAUGGCAGAUGUUGAAGAUAAUACAUUCCUAGAGAUGUAUUUUCCACUGAUACAAAAUAAUGACAUCAGUAAAGGGUUGCAUACAUGGCAGUUGUUUAAUGUCAGAGAGAUGUGGGGUAGGUUAUUGUAUCUCUCAAUGAAAUAUUGGUGGCAUGACCUUGGAAGCAGAAAUCCAGAUUAUUCUAAGAUAUAUUUAUGCAAUUUGGUAAUGCUUUAUUUUAUAGCUGGUAUGUAAGCUGGUAUUUACUUAUAGCUGAUUAGAAAGUAAAGUGUAAUCCAUAAUGUUUGUCUUUGUUGUGGGUAUAUCUCUGUUGAUAUUGACCCAUAAAUACAAACAGAAUGGGCAGCCUUAAUCAGUGACCUCUUUGAAUAUAAUUAUUUCUCUACCUCUCAAUUUCUUAUGUUAUCACCUUAUCUUAUCUUAUUCAUAUCCCGGUGGCUGCAUCUAGGUCACAGGACACUCUAUAUUGGGGUACAUGUCCCCAUGGGGAGGAAGAGCCACCGGAGACAUCGACAUCACGGACACAGACACAGGAAGAGAAGCAGGGAGCGGGACUCUGGAGUGGACGAUGGAAGAGAAUCUCCCACAUACAGUAAGUAUUGCCACUGUCUGGCUGGCCCAUUUAAAAGCAGCAGCCGGAUUGUCUGGUCCUUUGGGUAGAAUAAAGCCAUUUUCCUUUUUGUUUGUUAUUACAAUAUAUUAUAUUUAUAUCAUUUGAUGAGUUAUAGGAUUCUGUAAUAAUAUGGAAUGUCUAUAUGGAUGCAUAGGGGAUGUUGUCCACACACUGACACACUGCCCAAAAGUGUAUGUGCAUAACCUGCUGCAGAGCUCCUUAGUCAGGGAGUCUGUAUGGCAGACAAUACUGUAAGUGAUGCCGUUACCUGACCCUGUGCUCCAGACACGCCCUCCCAGAGAGUGCAGUUCCUGCUGGGCACAGAGGAUGACGACGAGGAGCACAUCCCCCAUGACCUCUUCACUGAGCUGGACGAGAUCUGCCUGAAAGACGGAGAGGACACCGAGUGGAGGGAAACAGCCAGGUAGGGAGUCACAUGACACACCCCUGUCAUAUUUGUUAUUUUGAUUUUUUACUUAUCUGUUUUUUACUUAACACUUUUUUUCUUAAAACUGCAUUGUUGGUUAAGGGCUUGUAAGUAAGCAUUUUACUGUAAGAUCUACACCUGUUGUAUUCGGCGCAUGUGGCAAAUAACAUUUGAUUUGAUUUGAUUACUGAAAGCUUUUAAUCAAUUCCAAUGACACAUCCUAGGGAUUCCAUGUUGGUCCAUAGGUUGCUUUUUAAUCAUGCUAAGUGAUGGCAUUGAUAUAUAUGAUAUUAUUUAUUUAUUUAUAAUUUUAUUCUCUGUGAUAAUAUCCAAAUGCCAGAAGCAAGAGUAAACUUUACAUAAAGAGGGAUUGUAGACCUUGGGGAUGGAUGGGCUAAAUAAAGCUCUAAUUAUAAAGUCUGGUGCAUAAAGUCUGGUGCAUGAGAUCUGGGAGCCCAGAUUUAAAGGGAAACUAACGCUUGUUUACUUGUAGUAAACAUUUCUGUACCUCUACUUGUAGUAAACAAGCAUAAUGUCUGGACUGGAUAAAUAUCCUGUUGGGCUUUCUACACUACAGUACUUUCUGUCACAUUGAUAUUGACUGAUACACCUUUACAUGGAUUGUCAGUCAGUCAGUCCCUACCAAAUCGGAAAUCCAAACAUCCUUUUAUAUUGGUUUUUAGACAGGACCGGGGGCAGUCAAUUAAGGAGGAAUGACUGGUAGGGAGGGCACAGACUACAGUGGAGUCGAGAGCAUUACCGCUCGACCAGACUCCAGCACAGCAUCGAUAUGUUCUUAGUGUCCCCGUCUGUGUAAGCUGAGCUCUAUCAGUACAGGGCUUCCAGAUGGCUGAACAGCUGGCUGUCAUCUAUCCCCUAGUCCCCUGGAACAGUUUGACUGAAACUGGGCCUCUGUCCCUCAUACAGGUGGCUGAAGUUUGAAGAGGAUGUGGAGGAUGGAGGGGAGCGCUGGAGUAAGCCCUACGUGGCCACUCUGUCCCUGCACAGCCUGUUCGAGCUGCGCAGCUGCAUCCUCAACGGCGUCGUGCUGCUAGACAUGAGGGCCAACUCCGUGGAGGAGGUAGCAGGUAUUGUAGAGCAGCGGUUCCCAACAUCUUCCUUUCCGUUGACCAUCAGCUCACAAUCAAAAUCUCUUGAUGACCACCAUUAACUGAGUCACAGAAUAUAUUAACACAUUUCUUAGCGAUAAAAUGUAGAGUCAAUUUUGUCAGUAAAUGUAACAGAUUGAAGGUAGAUUAUUACAGAUGGAUGUUUGUUUAACAAUUUGCAUUGUGAAAAGUAAUGUCCGGGGACCAGAGUGGCAUCUGGAACUACGCCAUACACCUGCGUCAUAUUCAUUAGUGCAUACCGUAGAGAAACGUUUUGCAACAUAAAACAAAAAAAGCAUUUCUUCCAUUUUGUUCCUAGUGAAUAUGACCCUGUUCUAUGAUCUUAAUUUCAAUCUUUAAUUGUAAACAUUGUAAUCAGAAUGUAAUAGAUGGUUUCCUAAUUGCUGUUAAACUGUUGACUGUGUGGUGUUGUUUGUCAGACAUGGUGUUGGACCAGCAAGAGACUGUAGGUCCACUGGGGGACGAGGUGAGGAGGAAGGUGAGAGAGACCCUCCUCAAACAGCACCACCACCAGAACCAGAAGAAGCUGGCCAACCGCAUCCCCAUUGUACGUUCCUUCGCUGACAAGAAGCAGUCCGAGCCCCACUCCAUGGACAAGAACGGUGAGAAACAGGCAGCUCUCUGUUCAAGUACAUAGGAACAAUCAUCAUAAGAAGAUAUUUGAAAAGUUCUUAACUCAUUGAAUCCAGCCAGUCCCUAAAUCUAAAACCUGAAAAUUCAUUACUUUUAUUUAUCUUAUCUUUUAUGUCCUCAUAUUUAGCCUCACAUUGAAGUGUUUUACAAUUUUAUUUUCAGGACAACCAGGGCACAAAAUUGAACACAAAAUUGACAUAAACAGUUGCAUUCAUGAGUUUUAUUGACAAAUGUAAAUAAAAAAAUAAAGUCUGUCAUGCAGAAACCUGAUAAAAAAUAAUUGAUAAGAAUGCUGUAAGUACAGAAAUUGUUUGCUCAGUGGGAAAUGAAUAUCCAACCAGUCAGUGACAACUGUGUGGAGUUCGGAGUUUGUGACAGCAACUAUGUAAGGUUAUUACAAUAUUAUAGACACUAUGUCCUGGGCGGAAUUUGUACUUGAACUUGAAAUUAGUGAAAUAAACUUUAAUAUCCACACGAUAAGUGUCUGAAAUACAUCUGAGAGAUAUAGGAAAGCUCAGAAAAACAUUAGGCAAGAUCGCAAUGCAAUAAUUGUAUAUGGUCUUCUAUGUAGAAGAACCCUUGUGACCCUUAAGACUUCUACUGCUUGUAAACAGAUUACAUGUGCGUGUUUGUGAGAGCCUCAGCUUUUUAUAGUGGGGUCAUAAUUGUUUGUAGCUCAACCAUUCAGACUUUACAGAUGUUUAUGUGAGACAAACCGUUUUCGAGUCUCGCAAACACAGCUCUAGUUCAGCCCCCAUCAAUCACACAGACUAAUGGUUGGCAUCAGUGGAUGCAGAAGAAAUAGACAAAUCUGAUGCAAACAACGAGCUACAGAAACACACAACGUUUAAGAGGAUUUGGAAGCACUAAAAUAUUGCCGAAGAUAGCGUGGGAUUUAAGAACUAUCUUAUGAACUUAUUAUUUUUCUUUUAAGAAACAUCCUAGAUGUUUUUUUCACAAAUAUUUUUGUGAAACCCGGGCCCUGGUGCAUCCAGAAGUGUUUCAGUUCUCCUCACCUUUUACUACUGGUCACAGCAACGUUAACAUUUGAAAUAAUCUUAGUAGUGGUUUCAAUCAUCCCACGUGGAUAACUUUCUCAUUCUACAUGACCUUGUACAUAUUUUACCUUCUUUUCAGUGUUCAGUGUGUCUCUCUUCUCUUGUUUCCUUGUGUGUGUGUGUGUGUGAGUGUGCUUGUGUGUGUCUGUAUAUGUGGAUGUAUGUGUGUCUGGCAGGUGGUCCAUCACUCUGUUCUACCCUUAAGUCCUUCUGGUGCUCAUUUAUGGCAGCGGGGUCUAGCAGUGACAGGCAGGUCUCAUCCUGCACCCCAUGGCCACUGUGUUGUCCCCAGUGUGUCUCCUCCUCCAUCUCCUCUCCACACCCGACCUCAUCCACCACCCGCCUCCCUCCAGCCACUUCAUACCCAGACCCCAGACCACAGAAAAAGGGCCAGAGACCCCAGUUUGAUAUCCAACCCGUGGACAAGGAGGAUGACCCGGACCCAGGCAACUCUUAAACAUUGACAUAACCUUUCUCUACUGCUAGCACUUCCUAAACAUACCUUGUGAAGGUGGUAAUCUCUAAGCUUUUUCCUUCAAUAAUAGUUAGAGGUUGUGUUGUGUGUUUUCAGGUCAUUUAAUCAACUGUCAGUUAUAGACCAUCAGGUGAGAAAGUGUAUAGUAUAGACAAUACUCAUAUCAUAUUUCUUUUAACCUUUAUUUAACUAGGCAAGUCAGUUAAGAACAAAUUCGUAUUUACAAUGACGGCCUACCCCGGCCAAACCCAGACGACGCUAGACCAAUUGUGCACCGCCCUAUGGGACUCCCAAUCACAGCCGGAUGUGAUACAGCCUGGAAUCAAACCAGGGUCUGUAGUGACGCCUCUAACACUGAGAUGCAGUGCCUUAGACCGCUGCGCCACUCGGGAGCCGUACAUUGUAAAUGUAUUCCAUUGAUCACGAUGAGACAUCAGUGACAGUUAUUAGGUAUAUCUAUCAACAGGGAUAAUGUUAAAAGAGUUGCUGUACUUAUCUUAAACAUUAACAUCAACUAUACGUUGAUUUCUACGUUUUUAAUAUCAGAAUUUAAAAUAUAGAGAUAAGGUGUGAUCAGUGUAGAAGAUGUGGACAGGGAAAUAUUCAGAAGAGAAAAGGCCCUGAGCAGCAGGGUUCACUGAUCCCUUAGGUUCCAUGUGAAUGAUACCUUAUUGAGAAUGUCCAUCACCUUUUACAGGAAUUAUGUUUCGGAAGCAAGUUUGCCAGCAUUCCACAUGCCAAUUUUGAUACAUGAAGACCACCCAAAACCCUUUUAGCAAGUCAUUCUCUGCUGUCAUUUUAUUCAGAGUGGUGUGACACAGGCACAUUCAUUUUAGUAGAGUGCUUAUCCAAAAGCUAAAUUAAAGAGUGGCAACACCGAGUGCGUGAUUAAUAAACAAAACCAGAGCCAUGUUAGUGAGGGCACCCUCCUACUCAUUGCAAGUAAUGCCAUUUAAAGCUAAAGGGGUUGAGGCUGUGGUGUUUCUUCACUGGCCACAGCAGCUAGCUUGGUAAAUUGCUUGAGGCUUCUCUCAUUUGAGUUCAUGUGGAAAUAUGAGUCAAAAUGAAUCAUUGCAAGGCAUGCUUUUAUUUCAGAUUAUUUAGAUUUGUUAUGCAUCCGUUAGUCACUGAUAGUUUCUACUGGCUUGUGAAAGGAUCAAACACUGAAAUUAGUAUUUAUCUGUGCCCUCUCACAAAUAAAAUUAAUCCUUGCGAUUUAAAUCCUUUUGCUCUACUCUGGCAGCUGUGGGCUAAUUUCCUGUUUGCAUCAGUCAGUCUCCUUGACACAAUGAUAAUGCUAAAAUGAUCAUGCUGAAAUCCUAAUGGACAAGCUUCACCCACCCAUCCUCACCAAGGCCAUCCAUGACUUCCAUCCUCCCCCAUGCAGCCACUCUUAGGCUUUAUCUUCGGUCCUCUCUUGGGAUCUGCACUGAAUAAGGGUACUUUGCCAAUGUCUGAUAAAUCCCAGAUUACAUCAACAUUAGAGUGCAAAUCUAUAGAUAUCUGAAGCACUGUUGGUAAUUUUGGUAUCCCAGGAGUGCUCUCUCCCUUUCUUUCUCUCUCUGUGAGACGCUGUGAUUUAUUACCAUUGGCACCUGCACUGCUGUGAAACCUUGAUGUUGGUCUAAUAUACAGGGCUCAGUAGUUGACUUAUUGGACUCCUUCCUCUCUUUUUGAUCCAGGUCAGGUGAUUCCUCCCCAGACCUCUCUACCCAUCCCCAAUGACGGCAAAGCUGAAGUCAGCAGAGAGAACAGUGCUGUGGACUUCAGUAAGGUACAGUAAGACAUUCUGGGCCCGUAUUCUCAAAGAAUCUCAGAGUAGGAGUGCUGAUCUAGGAUCAGGUCCCUCCCUCUUAUUCAUUAUGAUUUAAAAGGCCAAACUGAUCCUAGAUCAGCACUCCAACUCUGAGACACUUUAUGAAUAUAGACCUUGAACUCACUAACAUACUACAGUGCCACAUACUGCACUUAACAUACCAGCUGUUGCAGUUGACGGGUGUAUGAACAUUAAAAAUAAUCUGUUCCAUUUUCAUUUGUUUGUUGCUGUUAUUAUCCAUAGAAGUCCUCUUUUUGUGGAUUAGGAUUUAAACCAUUAUAACCACGCUAUAGCAAAACAGUCAUCUCACCAACACUGCCAUUAGCGCUGUGGAUUAUACUGGGACAACAACAGUCUCACUUACCUCUAAAUCCUACAAUGCUAACCUUUUGUCAGUUAACCUUUUGUACCAAAGUAUCAGAGCCUAUUGUUCUUGUUCUGAGAAUGUAUUUAAAACUGUCUAAUGUGGUUGAAUAAAUCCAUAAAUAAAAUGCAACCAAAUAUUUUUUAGACAAAGAAGCUUAAUGGAGAGUAUUCUAUAGAUGUUCUGGAUUUAACAUGGCUGUUUAACAUACUUAGGCCUGUAUUUGAACUGUACACUUAGCACCUUCAUUAACCUCAGUAUUGUGCCAGGGGCUGAUUUAGUGGUAGUGAUGCUGCUCACGGACCACACAUUGCCCAUGGAGGCAUGGGUUCAAACCCUGACUGUGCCACUUUCCAUUCUAUGUCCCUCUCCUCUAUCUCCUCAUCCCAAUCACUUAUUCACUGUAUCUAUCAAUACAAAGUACAAAUUACAUAAAUAAUAUAUUUAACCUCAGUAUCUGCUGCAAGUCCAUAUCCAUACUCUUCUGUCAGGAGGCAGAAGCCCAUGUUACACAUUUAUUGUCCCACAAUAUUAUAAAAAAUGCAAUUGCUAAAUUACUUCAAUUUGUUACACAUUCUAUAGGCUGAGCUUUUCUGUUCCACUUCACUACAAUAUAGUUUGUGGCCUCCUUAUUCAGUUAGCAGUGAGCAUGGAGUUUAUAGCUGGGACUCUGAUGCUUCUACUGCUUCUUCUUAAAGUUACAUCACUUCCAUUUGACGCAGUGCAGCUCCAUAGCAGACAGACAGGAUCACAGCAGAAUAGAGACAGGAGGAUCAGUUAGCAGGCAGCCAGGAUCACAGCAGAAUAGAGACAGGAGGAUCAGUUAGCAGGCAGCCAGGAUCACAGCAGAAUAGAGACAGGAGGAUCAGUUAGCAGGCAGCCAGGAUCACAGCAGAAUAGAGACAGGAGGAUCAGUUAGCAGGCAGCCAGGAUCACAGCAGAAUAGAGACAGGAGGAUCAGUUAGCAGGCAGCCAGGAUCACAGCAGAAUAGAGACAGGAGGAUCAGUUAGCAGGCAGCCAGGCAGGCUCAGGUCUGGAUGGAUGUGUUAUUGCGGGGGCAGUCACAGUGUAACAACAAGGAGAUGAAAACCUCUGGAAAUGUUAUGUAACUAGUGAUACCACUUUAGGCUGAUUAUGGUCAUCUUCUGUAAUAGUUAAUAUGUAUGUUAUGAUGGUUAUAUUAUGAAAUAGGGUCCAGUUGGCCAAUCUAUAUUUAGCUAUUAACAGGAAAUACACUAUUAUCACACAUAGGGUUGCAUAAUUGUGGUAUCUAUCCCAAAAAUCCUAGAUUUUACAGAAAUCCUGGUUGGACGAUUCCCGGAAUCAGGAGAAAACAAGCAGGCAAUCCGGAAAACCAGGGAAUUUUAGGAAAGUUAUCCGAAUUUUGUAACCCUAGUCACACAUUGUCAGGAGGGAUCAACGGUAGGGAUUAGGUUAUUUUUGUUUUGAGAAUGUAUUUCAGAUUGUCUGCUUUUCUUUUCUUAUUCAUGGGUUGCACCUUCAUCACUCAGUUGCGUCAUGCCAUUGUUAUGAGUGUUCUUAAAACGCCUCCGCCAUUACGGCGACUGGUGCCCACACAUUCUGAACGGGGACUAAUGACUGUUUCGUUAAAAUUACACUAUAGUGGCCUCGAUACAGUGGCUUGCGAAAGUAUUCACCCCCCUUGGCAUUUUUCCUAUUUUGUUGCCUUACAACCUGGAAUUAAAAUAGAUUUUCGGGGGGUUUGUGUCAUUUGAGUUACACAAGAUGCCUACCAAAUUCAAUCAAUCAAUCAAUCAAAUCAGCCCUUUUUACAUCUGCAGAUGUCACAAAGUGCUAUACAGAAACCCAGCCUAAAACCCCAAACAGCAAGCAAUGCAGAUGUAGAAGCACGGUGGCUAGGAAAAACUCCAUAGAAAGGCAGAAACCUAGGAAGAAACCUAGAGAGGAACCAGGCUCUGAGGGGUGGCCAGUCCCUUUCUGGUUGUGACGGGUGGAGAUUAUAACUGUACAUUAUUUUCUCCAAGAUGUUCAAACGUUCAAAGAUGACCAGCAGGGUCAAAUAAUAAUCACAGUGGUUGUAGAGGUUGCAACAGGUUAGUACAUCAGGAGUAAAUGUCACUUGGCUUUUCAUAGCCGGGCAUUUAGAGGUUCAAAUAGCAGGUGCGGUAGAGAGAGAAAGUUGAAAACAGCAGGUCUGGGACAAGGUAGUACGUCCGGUGAACAGGUCAGGGUUCCAUAGCCGCAGGCAGAAGAGUGGAAACUGGAGUAGCAGCACGACCAGGUGGACUGGGGACAGCAAGGAGUCAUCAGGCCAGGUAGUCCUGAGGCAUGGUUCUAGGGCUCAGGUCCUCCGGGAUGGGAGGGAGAGAGAGAGAUAAUUAGAGGGAGCAUACUUAAAUUCACACAGGACACCGAAUAAGACAGGAGAAUAACACCAGAUAUAACAGACUGACCCUAGCCCCCCGGCACAUAGACUAUUGCAGCAAAGAGGCUGAGACAGGGGGGGUCGGGAGACACUGUGGUCCCAUCCGACGAUACCCUCAGACAGGGCCAACCAGGCAGGAUAUAACCCCACCAACCUUGCCAAAGCACAGCCCCCACACCACCAGAGGGAUAUCAACAGACUACCAACCUACUACCCUGAGACAAGGCUAAGUAUAGCCCACAAAGAUCUCCUCAACUGCACGAGCCCAAGGGAGCGACAAACCGGACAGGAAGAUCACAUAAGUGACUCAACCCACUCAAGUGCUUCACCCCUCCUAGGGACGGCAUGGAAAGCACCAGUAAGCCAGUGACUCAGCCCCCGGAAUAGGGUCAGAGGCAGAGAAUCCCAAUGGAGAGACAGGAACCGACCACGUUGAAGAUGCAAAAUAUUUUUUUUGUGAAGCAAACAAGAAAUAAGACCAAAAAAAAACAGAACAUUUGAGCGUGCAUAACUAUUCACCCCCCCCAAAGUCAAUUCUUUGUAGAGCAACCUUUUGCAGCAAUUACAGCUGCAAGUCUCUUGGGGUAUGUCUCUAUAAGCUUGGCACAUCUAGCCACUGGGAUUUUUGCCCAUUCUUCAAGGCAAAACUGCUCCAGCUCCUUCAAGUUGGAUGGGUUCUGCUUGUGUACAGCAAUCUUUAAGUCAUACCACAGAUUCUCAAUUGAAUUGAGUUCUGGGCUUUGACUAGGCCAUUCCAAGACAUUUCAAUGUUUCCCCUUAAACCACUCGAGUGUUGCUUUAGCAGUAUGCUUAGGGUCAUUGUCCUGCUGGAAGGUGAACCUCCGUCCCAGUCUCAAAUCUCUGGAAGACUGAAACAGGUUUCCCUCAAGAAUUUCCCUGUAUUUAGCACCAUCCAUCAAUCCUUCAAUUCUGACCAGUUUCCCAGUCCCUGCCGAUGAAAAACAUCCCCACAGCAUGAUGCUGCCACCACCAUGCUUCACUGGGGAUGGUGUUCUCGGGGUGAUGAGAGGUGUUGGGUUUCCGCUAGACAUUUUCCUUGAUGGCCAAAAAGCUCAAUCUGACCAGAGUACCUUCUUCCAUAUGUUUGGGGAGUCUCCCACAUGCCUUUUGGCGAACACCAAACGUGUUUGCUUAUUGUUUUCUUUAAGCAAUGGCUUUUUUUCUGGCCACUCUUCCGUAAAGCCCAGCUCUGUGGAGUGUAUGGCUUAAAGUGGUCCUAUGGACAGAUACUCCAAUCUCCGCUGUGGAGCUUUGCAGCUCCUUCAGGGUUAUCUUUGGUCUCUUUGUUGCCUCUCUGAUUAAUGCCCUCCUUUCCUGGUCCGUGAGUUUUGGUGGGCGGCCCUCUCUUGGCAGGUUUGUUGUGGUGCCAUAUUCUUUCAAUUUUUUAAUAAUGGAUUUAAUGGUGCUCCGUGGGAGGUUCAAAGUUUCAGAUAUUUUUUUAUAACCCAACCCUGAUCUGUACUUUUCCUCAACUUUGUCCCUGACCUGUUUGGAGAGCUCCUUGGUCUUCAUGGUGCCUCUUGCUUGGUGGUGCCCCUUGCUUAGUGGUGUUGCAGAGCAGAUCUUAUUUAGGGGCUUCUUAGCAAAGGGGGUGAAUACAUAUGCACAUACCACUUUUCCGUUAUUUAUUUGUUAGAAUUUUUUAAAAUAAGUUAUUUUUUUCAUUUCACUUCACCAAUUUUGACUAUUUUUAAAUCCAAAUAAAAAUCCAUUUUAAUUACAGGUUGUAAUGCAACAAAAUAGGAAAAAUGACAAGGGGGAUGAAUACUUUUGCAAGUCACUGUAUACGAUGACAUAGCUAAAGUAGGCAAAUAAUUAGUAGGAAACAACUUUGCCAUGAUUUUGAUGUUGUCAAAUUUACUUUAGAGAUAUGGCAAUGUUGCCAUUAGCUAUCAAAGUUUGUCAAAACGGUGCUGUCACCUCAGUCUUAGCUAGCUAACUAAAGUUAUACUGCAUCUAAAGUCAAUCUGGCGACAUCACAAUGAUGACAAAAGGUUUUCCUACUAAUUAUUUGCCUACUUUUGAAAUGUCAUUGUGUUUUCAAGCCACGGUAAUGCACUUUAGACUACAUCUUCAUCAGCGCCCAUUGACAAUGCAUUGAGUAGAAUUCUCAGUUGGGCAUCAGUCUUAAAACAAAUGUUCAAAACAAUAUUGUGACGAAAUGUGCAAUCCAUGAAUACUCUUCUUUUGAGUUGAGAUAUUAAUACAGUAAAAUGCUAUAUUCAGACUUCAGUCGUAAAAUGCUCCACUAAAAACAGCAUAUUCUAUCCUGUGUCCAUCUAGAUAGACCUCCAUUUCAUGAAGAAGAUUCCCCCGGGAGCGGAAGCGUCCAAUGUGUUGGUGGGUGAGGCGGAGUUCCUAGACAAGCCUGUGGUGGCGUUUGUACGUCUCUCACCUGCAGUCAUGCUCAACGGGCUGGCUGAGGUCCCCAUCGUUACCAGGUUAGUAACACUAUGACCCCAAAUUAGUGUUGCAGUAUUCCCGUAACUUUCCCAAAAUUCCCAGGUUUUCCAGAAAUCCCGGUAGGAAGAUUCCUGGAAUCAGCAGGAAAUCCGGGAAUCCUCAAACCAGGAUUUCUGUAAACCUGGGAUUUUUGAGAAAGUUACCGGAAUUUCACAACCCUACCUUCAAUUAGUGUAUAACUAUGGUCUCCUGUCUAUGACUAACACUAUGCCCUCCUUAGUCCUUUUUGGGCUGACCCUCAAUUGUAUACACUGCUCUGUUUUUUUUUAGGUUCUUGUUCAUUCUGUUAGGGCCUCUUGGGAAAGGGCCACAGUACCAUGAGAUUGGCCGAUCCAUCGCAACACUAAUGACAGACGAGGUAAGACAGCCUCUCCAAUACUGAACAUAGUUGUUGGGCAUGACUGAAUGAACAUGUCAAUUCAUGACUGAAUUUAUUCUGGUUCUUCAUUCCAAGGUUUUCCAUGAUGUUGCCUACAAAGCGAAGGACCGCAAUGAUCUAAUUGCUGGAAUCGAUGAGUUCCUGGACCAAGUGACAGUCCUGCCACCAGGGGAGUGGGAUCCUUCUAUACGAAUAGAGCCCCCAAAAAAUGUACCGUCUCAGGUGAGUUUAGCCCCUUCUUUAACAAGUCUGUCAUCAGCGGACAUACAAAUAACUACAUACAUGUACAUAUUACCUCAAUUACCUCGACUAACCGGUGCCCCCGCACAUUGACUCGGUACCGGUACCCCCUGUAUAUAGCCUCGCUAUUGUUAUUUUACUGCUGGUCUUUAAUUAGUUGUUACUUUCUUUAAACUGCAUUGUUGGUUAAGGGCUUGUAAGUAAGCAUUUCACUGUAAGGUCUACACCUGUUGUAUUCAGCGCAUGUGACAAAUAAAGUUUGAUUUGAAAAAUGAAAGAAAUAACAGAGAAGUGUUCUUUGAAUAACAGGAGAAGAGGAAGAUUGCAGCACAGACCGGCACAGGUGAUGAAGAGGAGCACGAGGGACAUGGUGGUCCGGAGCUGCAGCGGACAGGACGGUAGGUGGGGGGGGGGGGGGGGGGGGGGGGGGGUUGCCAGAGGCUUAGAGAGUGUGAGUGUAUGUGGUUGUGGUUGUAUGUGGUUGUGGUUGUGUAUUUUGUGGUUGUGUAUUAAGAAAUAACGAUAGAUUAAAAGUGAUCAGGUUUUUCAGCUAUUUUUUGAAAAACAUCUAUGGAACAUUGGACAGAGGCCAGGUUUGCCAUUGCCACUGUGUGCAGUUCAUCUUAGGUGUGAACGAAAGUCAUGCAAUGGUUGCCAUACGCUCUCAGAAAAAAGGUAAGGUUCAGGUACAGUAUUGUUCCCUGGGGUACAAAAAGAUCAAAAUACACAUAAUGUACCUACAGAGGUACACAUAUGAUCUCACAUGGUACUGUCUGGUAUCUUUAAGGGUACAUGUGUGGAUAAUCUAGUAUAAUGGUACAAUGGUAUAAUCUAGUAUAAUGGUAUAAUGGUACAAUGGUAUAAUCUAGUAUGAUGGUACAAUAAUCAUUGGAGGUGUGGCUUAGUGGGGAAUUGGCUUUCAGUUAGUUAUUUUUGCCACCCUUGAGUAGAAGUGUUGUACCAGUUUAAGUGGUCUAUGGUCUGUUAAUUCAAGUUCGAGUAUUGCUCGCAAGGGUACAAUUAUUUACUUAUAACUAAUGGUACAAUUGACGUACAUUACAGGGUACAACUACAGUGACAAGCGUUUGUACACAUUUAAGGACAAUUUGCAACCUUUUCUUCUCAGAGUGUAGCAACGUAAUGAUUGGCUCCUAAAUGCCUGGUCUAUAUUCUGCCGCAUGGGCAUGAGCUCAUGCUAAGUCAUCCUCAUUACUGUCUCUACAGUAUUUCAUGCACAUUAAGUAGUGUGAGGAGUACAUAAAGUAAAAAAAUGAGUAAAAAAAAAGGCUCCAACUGCAAGCAAACUCCACACUUCACCACGAGACAGCAGAUUACCAAUGCGGUUGGAUAUGGAUUUGAAAUGCAGGCAUUUGUUAGGAGGCUAGUUUCAAUGUGAGCGUCAGAAGAGAUUAAAUGAAUGACUAUUAUAUAAAAUACAAUUAAAUAAUUUCUAUCUGUGCUGUUAUUACAUAUGCAGUAGGUGUCCUGUGUGUCUUAGUUGAUAGAGCAUGGCGCUUGCAAAGCCAGGAUUGUGGGUUCCAGUAAUGCUGGAGCCACCUAAACUUGUAUGCACACACUAAUAUUAGUAAUUUUGGAUAAACCUGUCUGCUAAAUGGUUUAUAUUAUUAUUAUGUUUCCAGAUUCUGUGGGGGUCUCUUGUUGGACAUUAAACGCAAAGCGCCCCACUACCUGUCCGACUACACAGACGCUCUCAGCCUGCAGUGCUUGGCCUCCUUCCUCUUCCUGUACUGUGCUUGCAUGUCACCCGUCAUCACGUUCGGCGGUUUACUGGGAGAGGCAACAGAAGGACGCAUAGUAAGUCACCAUGGUUUCAUCCCAAAUGGCUCCCUAUUCCUUACAUAGUGCACUACUUUUGUGACCUGGUCAAAAGUAGUGCACUAUAUAGAGAAUAGCGUUCCAUUUAGGAUGCUGCCCAUCCCGGUCAAAUACACAGUAAUAGAAUAAAAAACUGCUUAGAGAUUUAUUGAGAGAUAAACUACACUGUAAAACCAGAUAAAUUCUGGCUACUCAAACAUUUUGAGGAAACAGAUUACCUAAAAUAAAUUAGGUUAAGAAACUUAAAUAGCUGAAGUGAGCAGUACUACCUUCAUAUAAGUAAUACAAAUGCAGUUUUUUUGAGUAAGGUAUACUUUUUUGAUUUAAUUGUAGUUACCAUCCAUGACUGUAUUUGUUAGUGACAGAGACAUGGUUGUUGAAUUCGUUUAUUUUCAGUCCUGUGGCCUUCACCAAGUGAGUUCCUAGGUGAAUAUUAUCGUUAUAAUUGAACCAUUACAUAUAUCAUAAGGCCUUAUACAGUGGCCUGAAACUCAUAGUUUACAGGCCACAUCAGGCCUGCAAGUAGGGUUGCAAAAUGCCACAAUCUUUCCCAAAUAUUUUUCCAGUAAUCUUCCAACCAGGAUUUCUGGAAAAACCAUGGACAUUUCCAAGAAUUUUGCAACCCUAACUGUAAAUCCCAUAAUGUUGGCUUGCAAAGUGAUGUGUAAUUCCUAUUGGAAUCUAGCCAGCGUUAGGCUAUCCAACAGUUGAAAUUUGUAUUCACCCGCAACCUGCAUUCAUAAUGACUGCCAGGGUUAAGAACAAUGGGAGGAAACUACCUAAGCCAUUUAAACUGGAACAACCAUUUCAGUAACGGGUGCAAAAACUCAAUGAUUGGAUUAGUUUAUAAAUAAUUAUCUUUGUGUAUCAAAACAUUCAAUCAAUCAAUCACUCAAUGUACAUGCAAAAAUGCAGAUAUUAAAAACAAUUCCAAAAAAUCUACCUGCAGUAGAGCAUGCUGGGAAAAAGUUAAUUUGUUAUCAUAUCGUUAAAAAAUGUAGUUGGUGUGACUUCUCAUUUAGUUCUGAGUCAGUACCACUGUAAUAAUGGCUUUUCAUUGAGUUUGAGUACAACUUACUAGAAGUAUUUGAGUUAAAAAUACCUUGGGGUUUACAGUGUAUGUUUCUUUGUGUCCUGCAGAGUGCAAUUGAAUCACUUUUUGGCGCCUCAAUGACAGGAAUAGCUUAUUCCCUGUUUGCUGGCCAGCCACUCACCAUAUUGGGCAGCACAGGGCCUGUGCUGGUGUUUGAGAAGAUAUUGUAUAAAUUCUGCAAGUAAGUUUGUUUACAACACUAUAGGUGUAUUGUUUUAUAUAGCUAUAAUUAUAUAUACAGUAGUUGUAUAACACUAUGGGCCCACAUGAUUAAUAAUCUCUACAGUGAGGGAAAAAAGUAUUUGAUCCCCUGCUGAUUUUGUACGUUUGCCCACUGACAAAGAAAUUAUCAGUCUAUAAUUUUAAUGGUAGAUUUAUUUGAACAGUGAGAGACAGAAUAACAACAAAAAAAUCAAGAAAAACGCAUGUAAAAAAUGUUAUAAAUUGAUUAGCAUUUUAAUGAGGGAAAUAAGUAUUUGACCUCCUCUCAAUCAGAAAGAUUUCUGGCUCCCAGGUGUCUUUUAUACAGGUAACGAGCUGAGAUUAGGAGCACACUCUUAAAGGGGGUGCUCCUAAUCUCAGUUUGUUACCUGUAUAAAAGACACCUGUCCACAGGAGCAAUCAAUCAAUCAGAUUCCAAACUCUCCACCAUGGCCAAGACCAAAGAGCUAUCCAAGGAUGUCAUGGACAAGAUUGUAGACCUACACAAGGCUGGAAUGGGCUACAAGACCAUCGCCAAGCAGCUUGGUGAGAAGGUGACAACAGUUGGUGCGAUUAUUCGCAAAUGGAAGAAACACAAAAGAACUGUCAAUCUCCCUCGGCCUGGGGCUCCAUGCAAGAUCUCACCUCGUGGAGUUGCAAUGAUCAUGAGACGGUGAGGAAUCAGCCCAGAACUACACGGGAGGAUCUUGUCAAUGAUCUCAAAGCAGCUGGGACCAUAGUCACCAAGAAAACAAUUGGUAACACACUACGCCGUGAAGGACUGAAAUCCUGCAACGCCUGCAAGGUCCCCCUGCUCAAGAAAGCACAUAUACAGGGCCGUCUGAAGUUUGCCAAUGAACAUCUGAAUGAUUCAGACGAGAACUGGGUGAAAGUGUUGUGGUCAGAUGAGACCAAAAUUUAGCUCUUUGGCAUCAACUCAACUCGCCGUGUUUGGAGGAGGAGGAAUGCUGCCUAUGACCUCAAGAACACCAUCCCCACCGUCAAACAUGAAGGUGGAAACAUUAAGCUUUGGGGGUGUUUUUCUGCUAAGGGGACAGGACAACUUCACCGCAUCAAAGGGACGAUGGACGGGGCCAUGUACCAUCAAAUCUUGAGUGUGAACCUCCUUCCCUCAGCCAGGGCAUUGAAAAUGGGUCGUGGAUGGGUAUUCCAGCAUGACAAUGACCCAAAACACACAGCCAAGGCAACAAAGGAGUGGCUCAAGAAGAAGCACAUUCAGGUCCUGGAGUGGCCUAGCCAGUCUCUGGACCUUAAUCCCAUAGAAAAUCUGUGGAGGGAGCUGAAGGUUCGAGUUGCCAAACAUCAGCCUUGAAACCUUAAUGACUUGGAGAAGAUCUGCAAAGAGGAGUGGAACAAAAUCCCUCCUGAGAUGUGUGAAAACCUGGUGGCCAACUACAAGAAACGUCUGACCUCUGUGAUUUCCAACAAGGGUUUUGCCACCAAGUACUAAGUCAUGUUUUGCAGAGGGGUCAAAUACUUAUUUCCCUCAUUAAAAUGCAAAUCAAUUUAUAAUAUUUUUGACAUGCAUUUUUCUGGAUUUUGUUGUUGUUAUUCUGCCUCUCACUGUUCAAAUAAACCUACCAUUAAAAUGAUAGACUGAUCAUGUCUUUGUCAGUGGGCAAACGUACAAAAUCAGCAGGGGAUCAAAUACUUUUUUCCCUCAAUGUAUGUAUUGUCCAUAGCACUCUGGCCAUUUCUGUACUUGCAUCUCUGUGUUGUGGAAAAUUCGAUCCAAAGGUUAAGGCAGAGAUAUAAUAUAAUAUGAUGAUAUAAUAGAACAAUCUUUAAUACAAGCAGCUGCAGGGGAGAUCCACCUCUGAUUUCACAGAGAAGAACUCAAAUAAUAAAUGGUUACAGUGGCUUGCGAAAGUAUUCACCCCCCUUGGCAUUUUUCCUAUUUUGUUGCCUUACAACCUGGAAUUACAGUGGCAGGUAGCUUAGUGGUUAAGAGCGUUGUGCCAGUAACCGAAAGGUCGCUGGUUCUAAUCGCUGACUAGAUGAGAAAUCUGUCUGUGCCCUUGAGCAAGGCGCUUAACCGUAAUUGCUCCUGUAAGUCGCUCUGGAUAAGAGCGUCUGUAAAAUGUAAAUGUAAUUAAAAUGGAUUUUUGGGGGGUUUGUAUCAUUUGAUUUACACAACAUGCCUACCACUUUGAAGAUGCAAAAUAUUUUUUCUUGUGAAAUAAACAAGAAAUAAGACAAAAAAACAGAAAACUUGAGCGUGCAUAACUAUUCACCCCCCCAAAGUCAAUACUUUGUAGAGCCACCUUUUGCAGCAAUUACAGCUGCAAGUUUAUUGGGGUAUGUCUCUAUAAGCUUGGCACAUCUAGCCACUGGGAUUUUUGCCCAUUCUUCAAGGCAAAACUGCUCUAGCUCCUUCAAGUUGGAUGGGUUCCGCUGUUGUACAGCAAUCUUUAAGUCAUACCACAGAUUCUCAAUUAGAUUGAGGUCUGGGCUUUGACGAGGCCAUUCCAAGACAUUUCAAUGUUUCCCCUUAAACCACUCGAGUGUUGCUUUAGCAGUAUGCUUAGGGUCAUUGUCCUGCUGGAAGGUGAACCUCCGUCCCAGUCUCAAAUCUCUGGAAGACUGAAACAGGUUACCCUCAUUCCUUCAAUUCUGACCAGUUUCCUAGUCCCUGCCGAUGAAAAACAUCUCCACAGCAUGAUGCUGCCACCAACAUGCUUCACUGUGGGGAUGGUGUUCUCGGGGUGAUGAGAGGUGUUGGGUUUGCGCCAGACAUAGCGUUUUCCUUGAUGGACAAAAAGCUCAAUUUUAGUCUCAUCUUCCAUGUGUUUGGGGAGUCUCCCACAUGGCUUUUGGUGAACACCAAAUGUGUUUGCUUAUUUUUUUCUUUAAGCAAUGGCUUUUUUCUGGCCACUCUUCCGUAAAGCCCAGCUCUGUGGAGUGUACGGCUUAAAGUGGGCCUAUGGACAGAUACUCCAAUCUCCGCUGUGGAGCUUUGCAGCUCCUUCAAGGUUAUCUUUGAUCUCUUUGUUGCCUCUCUGAUUAAUGCCCUCCUUGCCUGGUCCGUGAAUUUUGGUGGGCGGCCCUCUCUUGGCAGGUUUGUUGUGGUGCCAUAUUCUUUCAAUUUUUUAAUAAUGGAUUUAAUGGUGCUCCGUGGGAUGUUCAAAGUUUCUGAUAUUUUUUUAUAACCCAACCCUGAUCUGUACUUCUCCACAACUUUGGCCCUGACCUGUUUGGAGAGCUCCUUGGUCUUCAUGGUGCUGCUUGCUUGGUGGUGCCCCUUGCUUAGUGGUGUUGCAGACUCUGGGGCCUUUCAGAACAGAUGUAUAUAUACUGAGAUCAUGUGACAGAUCAUGUGACACUUAGAUUGCACACAGGUAGACUUUAUUUAACUAAUUAUGUGACUUCUGAAGGUAAUUGGUUGCACCAGAUCUUAUUUAGGGGCUUCAUAGCAAAGGGGGUGAAUACAUAUGCACGCACCACUUUUCCGUUAUUUAUUUUUUAGAAUUUUUUGAAAUAAGUUAUUUUUUAAAUUUCACUUCACCAAUUUGGACUAUGUUGUGUAUGUCCAUUACAUGAAAUCCAAAUAAAAAUCCAUUUAAAUUACAGGUUGUAAUGCAACAAAAUAGGAAAAAACGCCAUGGGGGAUGAAUACUUUUGCAAGGCACUGUACAUGUCCCUUAUAUAGUGGGAGGUGAUAAUACAAUCAUAUUGUUUACACAACAGUUAUUUUAUACAAGCAACAGUUCUGGAACACAAUGGCCUUGUGUUUUAUUUUUAUUUAUUUUAUUUAACCUUUAUUUAACUAGGCAAGUCAGUUAAGAACAAAUUCUUAUUUACAAUGACGGCCUAAAACAGGGUGCAGACUUACCAGGAGUCUAUGAAAGGCAAAACAUCACAGUCCAACACAGAACAUAUCCCUUGAGAAGUUACAACAGCUCACCCCAAAUUCUGCCACCACAUCUGAUAAUAUGCGAUUAGAUUGUAUGAUGAUCAUCCAUCCCAAUAACAAUAGUUAUGGUCACAUACUGGUGUAGGAUGACCGGAUGUCCGGAUGUCCGGAUGUCACAUAGAGUACUGCCAAAGUACAUUGAUCAUUUAUUUUAAUGUUCUAUACUGCUUUAAGUAGUUUUAAAAUACCAUUGUGAUAAUGACAACCUCAGAUCCCAUAUCCUGCAGAUAGAUCAGAAGGGAGGUAAAAACCUCACAGAUGUUGUCGUAUAGUAUAUGAAAUGUUAGUGCUGCAGUGUCAGUGAUGCAUUGUGUAUGCAUUGUACUGUGAAGGAUCUAUGUAUUUUAUAAUUGAGCUGCCCUUUUUUGGCCAGUUUUCCUUUGUAAAAGAGGUCUUCUGACCUCAAUGGGACUUCCUGAAUAAAUAAAGAUUACAUUUAAAAAUGUAAAAUAAAAGUGAUGUUUUGCACUCUCUCCUCAGGGAGUACGGAUUAUCCUACCUCUCACUGAGAACCUGUAUAGGGCUGUGGACAGCGUUCCUCUGUCUGCUCCUGGUGGCCACAGACGCCAGCUCCCUGGUCUGUUACAUCACACGAUUCACAGAGGAGGCCUUCGCCUCGCUGAUCUGCAUCAUCUUCAUCUACGAGGCCUUGGAGAAGCUCAUCCACCUGGGGGAACACUACCCCAUCAACAUGAACAACAACCUUGACAAACUCACACAGUACUCGUAAGUGUGCACUCACUCCAUUGAAUCAAAUCAAAUCAAAGUUUAUUGAUCGCGUACACAGAUUAUAUAAGAUGCAGCGAAAUGCUUGUGUUACUAGCUCCAACAGUGCAAUAGAUUGUCUCACAAAUGCAAUACAAAUACAAAAGUAAUCAAAAAAUCUAAACAUGAAAUCAGGAAAUGACAGAACGGGCCGAAUGAAUAAUCCUGAAUAGAUACUGUAUAUUAGAGUGAGCAAACUCCCAAAAUACAGGUGUGCCAAGCUUGUAGCGUCAUACCCAAGAAGAAUCGAGGCUGUAAUCGCUGCCAAAGGUGCUUCAACAAAGUACUGAGUAAAGGGUCUGAAUACUUAUGUAAAUGUGAUAUUUCAGUUUUUUCUAAAAAUCAGUUUUUGCUUUGUCAUUAUGGGGUAUUGUGUGUAGAUUGAUGAGGGGAAAAAACGAUUUAAUCAAUUUUAGAAUAAGGCUGUAACGUAACAAAAUGUGGAAAAGUCAAGGGGUCUGAAUACUUUCUGAAUGCACAGUAAGUAAACAAAAGUAUAUAAACAGAAUAUGAAGUGACCAGCGUUCAAUGACUCUCCAUAUACACUACCAGUCAAAAGUUUGGACACACCUACUCAUUCAAGGGUUUUCCUUUAUUUUUACUAUUUUCUACAUUGUAGAAUAAUAGUGAAGACAUCAAAACUAUGAAAUAACACAUAUGGAAUCAUGUAGUAACCAAAAAAGUAUUAAACAAAUCAAAAUAUAUUUUAUAUUUGUCACGUUCGUUUAAUGACGGGUCGGACCAAGGCGCAGCGUGAUAUGCAUACAUGUUUAUUAUAACGAAUAAACACAACGACAAAACAACAAACUAAACGAAAUGUGAAGUCCAAGGUAGACACAAACAACAUACCUUACACGGAACAAGAUCCCACAACCCACUAGUGCCAAUAGGCUGCCUAAGUAUGAUCCCCAAUCAGAGACAACGAGCUACAGCUGCCUCUGAUUGGGAACCACACCGGCCAACAUAGAUCUACACAUAAUAGAACUACAACAUAGAAUAUAUACAAACAAAGAAUACACACACCCUGACUCAACAUAUAAGAGUCCCCUGAGUCAGGGCGUGACAAUAUUUGAGAUUCUUCAAAUAGCCACCCUUUGCCUUGAUGACAGCUUUGCACACUCUUGGCGUUCUCUCAACCAGCUUCACCUGGAAUGCUUUUCCAGUAGUCUUGAAGGCGUUUCCACAUAUGCUGAGCACUUGUUGGCUGCUUUUCCUUAACUCUGCCAUCCGACUCAUCCCAAACCAUCUCAAUUGGGUUGAGGUCGGGGGAUUGUGGAGGUCAUCUGAUGCAGCACUCCAUCACUGUCCUUCUUGGUAAAAUAGCCCUUACACAGCCUGGAGGUGUGUUGGGUCAUUCUCCUUUUGAAAAACAAAUGAUAGUCCCACUAAGGCCAAACCAGAUGGGAUGGCGUAUCGCUGCAGAAUGCUGUGGUAGCCAUGCUGGUUAAGUGUGCCUUGAAUUCUAAAUAAAUCACAGACAGUGUCAUCAGCAAAGCACCCCCACACCAUAACACCUCCUCCUCCAUGCUUUACGGUGGGAACUACAAAGGCGGAGAUCAUCCGUUCACUCACACCGCAUCUCAGAAAGGCACGGCGGUUGGAACCAAAAAUUUCCAAUUUGGACUCCAGACCAAAGGACACAUUUCUACCGGUCUAAUGUCCAUUGCUCGUGUUUCUUGGCCCAAGCAGGUCUCUUCUUCUUAUUGGUGUCCUUUAGUAGUGGUUUCUUUGCAGCAAUUCGACCAUGAAGGCCUGAUUCACACAGUACCCUCUGAACAGUUGAUGUUGAGAUGGGUCUGUGACUUGAACUCUGUGAAGCAUUUAUUUGGGCUGCAAUUUCUGAGGCUGGUAACUCUAAUGAAUUUAUCCUCUGCAGCAGAGGUAACCCUGGGUCUUCCAUUCCUGUGGUGGUCCUCAUGAGAGCCAGUUUCAUCAUAGCGCUUGAUGGUUUUUGUGACUGAACUUGUAGAAAAUUUCAAAGUUCUUCAAAUAUUGACUGACCUUCAUGUCUUAAAGUAAAGAUGGACUGUUGUUUCUCUUGGCUUAUUUGAGCUGUUCUUGCCAUAAUAUUGACUUUGUCUUUUACCAAAUAGGGCUAUCUUCUGGAAAGAAAUUAACUUUUAAUAACUUUUAAGAAGGCACACCUGUUAAUUGAAAUGCAUUCUAGGUGACUACCUCAUGAAGCUGGUUGAAAGAAUGCCAGGAGUGUGCAAAGCUGUCAUCAAGGCAAAGGGUGGCUACUUUGAAUAAUCUCAAAUCUCAAAUAUAUUUUUGAUUUGUUUAACACUUUUUUGGUUACUACAUAAUUCCAUAUGUGUUAUUUCAUAGUUUUGAUGUCUUCACUAUUAUUCUACAAUGUAAAAAAUAGUACAAAUAAAGAAAAACCCUUGAAUGAGUAGGUGUGUCUGUCAGUGUAGCUGUAGGUGGGUGUGGUGGUGGAAUCAGGCGCAGGACGCACAAAGUAAGUCCAAAAGACUUUAGUUGUUUGGCAACAAAACACAGCACGAAAACAAACGCCCUGAGGCGAGAAACUCCGCACACAGGCGAAAUAAAGCGGGCGCACAAAAUACGUGCGACAAAAUACUCCAAAAACACAGAAUGGAGAGCAGCUCAACCGAGCAAACUGUACAUACAAAAGCUAAGCGCACGACAGUGAAAACAAUCACACACAACACUAGACAAACACAACGAGAACUUAUAGGACACUAAUUACACUAAACGAUAACAGGUGUAACAACAAUCAGACAAAAGCAAACGAACAUAGAAACAUGCAACGGUGGCAGCUAGUAUUCCGGAGACGACGAACGCCGAGGCCUGCCUGAGCAAGGAAGAGAGGCAGCCUCGGCCGAAACCGUGACAGUACCCCCCCCUUGACGCGCGGCUCCAGACGUGCGCCGACUCCGGCCUCGGGGACGACCAGGAGGACGCGGAGCAGGGUGCGUCGGGUGCCCACGAUGGAAUUCCGUCAGGAGAGACGGGUCCAAAAUGUCUCUCCUCGGCACCCAGCACCGUUCCUCCGGGCCGUACCCCUCCCACUCCACUAGAUAUUGGAGACCCCCCAUCUGACGUCUCGAAUCCAAGAUGGACCGCACGGAGUACGCCGGUGCCCCCUCGAUGUCCAAUGGGGGCGGAGGAGUCUCCCUGAUCUCACUUUCUUGGAGUGGGCCAGCUACCACCGGCCUGAGAAGAGACACAUGGAACGAGGGGUUAAUACUUUUAUACUCAACGGGUAGUUGUAAUUUGUAACACACCUCGUUCAACCUUCUCAGGACUUUAAAUGGCCCUACAAACCGCCGACCCAGUUUCCGACAGGGCAGGCGGAGGGGCAGGUUUCUGGUAGAGAGUCAGACUCGAUCACCAGGUGCGUACACCGGUCCCUCACUGCGGUGGAGAUCGGCGCUCGCCUUAUGACGACGGAGGGCCCGCUGCAGGUGGACGUGUGCAGCGUUCCAUGUCUCCUCCGAGCGCCACGCCCACUCAUCCACCGCAGGAGCCUCGAUCUGGCUCUGCUGCCAAGGUGCCAGAACCGGCUGGUAACCUAACACACAUUGGAAAGGGGUUAGGUUAGUGGAGGAAUGGCGUAGGGAAUUCUGGGCCAUUUCGGCCCAGGGAACGUACCUUGCCCACUCCUCCGGCCGGUCCUGGCAGUAUGUUCUAAGAAACCUCCCCACAUCCUGGUUCACGCGUUCCACCUGCCCAUUACUCUCCGGGUGGUAACCCGAGGUGAGGCUCACCGAGACCCCCAACCGCUCCAUAAAAGCUCUCCAGACUCUGGAGGUAAAUUGGGGACCUCGAUCAGACACAAUAUCCUCGGGUACCCCGUAGUGCCGGAACACAUGGGUGAAUAGUGCUUCGGCGGUUUGCAGGGCAGUAGGAAGGCCCGGCAUAGGGAGCAAACGACAGGCCUUAGAAAACCGGUCCACAACGACCAGUAUAGUGGUAUUCCCCUGUGAAGGAGGAAGGUCAGUGAGGAAAUCCACCGAGAGGUGAGACCAUGGUCGUUGUGGAACGGGCAGGGGUAGUAACUUACCCCUAGGCAGAUGUCUAGGCGCCUUACACUGGGCGCACACCGAGCAGGAGGAAACAUAAACCCUCACAUCCCUCGCCAACGUGGGCCACCAGUACUUGGCACUAAGACAGUGCACUGUCCGGCCGAUACCAGGGUGUCCAGAGGAGGGUGACGUGUGAGCCCAAUAGAUCAAUCGAUCCCGAACCUCGAGCGGAACGUCCGCUCGAGUUCAUCAUCAACCUCCCACACUACCGGUGCCACCAGACACGACUCCGGCAGUAUGGGAGUGGGCUCCACGGACCUCUCCUCCGUGUCAUACCGCCGAGACAGUGCGUCUGCCUUACCGUUCUGUGACCCAGGGAUGUACGUGAUCUUAAAUGUGAACCGGGUCAAAAACAUAUUCCACCUCGCCUGGCGAGGGUUCAGCCUCCUCGCUGCCCGGAUGUACUCCAGGUUACGGUGGUCCGUCAAAAUGAGGAAAGGGUGUUGAGCCCCCUCAAGCCAGUGCCUCCACACCUUUAGGGCCUGUACCACGGCUAACAGCUCCCUGUCCCCCACGUCAUAGUUUCGCUCCGCCGGACUGAGCUUCUUGGAAUAAAAAGCACAGGGGCGGAGUUUAGGUGGCGCGCCGGACCGUUGCGACAGCACGGCUCCUAUACCGGCCUCUGACGCGUCCACCUCUACCUGAAAUGGCAAAGAGGGAUCCGGAUGCGCCAGCACCGGAGCCGAGGUAAACAGGUCCUUCAGCCUCCCAAACGCCCUGUCCGCCUCGGCUGACCACUGCAGACGCACCGGACCCCCCUUCAAAAGAGACGUUAUGGGAGCUGCCACCUGUCCAAAACCCCGGAUAAACCUCCGGUAAUAAUUCGCAAACCCCAAAAACUGCUGCACCUCCUUCACAGUGGUUGACGUUUGCCAAUUACGCACGGCUGACACCCGGUCUACCUCCAUCUUCACCCCUGACGCAGACAACUGAUAACCCAAAAAGGAGACAGACUCCUGGAAGAACAGACACUUCUCUGCCUUGACAUACAGGUCGUGCUCCAACAGUCUCCGCAACACUCGGCGCACCAGGGCCACAUGCUCGACUCGGGUAGGCGAGUACACGAGAAUGUCAUCGAUGUACACGACCACCCCCUGCCCCUGCAUGUCCCUGAAGAUCUCAUCCACGAAGGAUUGGAAAACUGAAGGAGCGUUCAUCAACCCGUAUGGCAAGACAAGAUACUCGUAAUGGCCCGAGGUGGUACUAAAGGCUGUCUUCCAUUCAUCGCCCCCCCUAAUGCGCACCAAGUUGUACGCACUCCUGAGAUCUAAUUUAGUGAAGAAACGCGCCCCGUGCAAUGACUCCGUCAUGGUCGCAAUCAGCGGGAGUGGAUAACUGUACUUCACCGUGAUCUGAUUGAGACCACGGUAAUCAAUGCACGGGCGUAAUCCUCCAUCCUUUUUCUUCACAAAAAAGAAACUCGAGGACGCAGGGGAAAUGGAGGGCCGUAUGUAUCCUUGUCUCAGAGAUUCGUCUAUAUACGUCUCCAUAGCUCUCUUCUCCUCCUGAGACAGAGGAUACACAUGGCUCCGUGGGAGCGCAGCUCCUGCCUGGAGGUCUAUCGCACAAUCUCCCUGCCUAUGGGGAGGCAACUGCGUCGCCCUCGACUUACUGAACACAAUAGCCAAAUCCCCAUACUCAGGGGGAACGUGCAAUGCGGGCACCUGGUUUGGACUCUCCACCGAGGUAGCCCCUACGGAAACGCCUAAACAUCGACCCACACACUGGGCAGACCACUCCAUCAGAGCCCUCUCCUGCCACGAAAUAGAUGGGUUAUGGGUACUCAACCAGGGCAUGCCCAGCACCACCGGAUACGCAGGCGAGUCGAUCAGAAAUAGCUGGAUCAUCUCCUGAUGACCCCCCUGCGCACACAUCCUAAGUGGCGCAGUGACCUCCCUGAUCAAGCCCGUACCCAAUGGACGGCUAUCUAGGGCAUGAACGGGGAAGGGAACGUCAACAGGGAGAAGGGGAAUCCCUAAGGCUAAGCAAAACUUCUUAUCAACAAAAUUCCCAGCCGCGCCUGAAUCUACCAGCGCCUUAUGCUGGGAAUGAGGUGCUACCUGUGGAAAACGCACAGGUAUACAGAAAUGUGCAACAGAGAGCUCUGGGUGAGUGGGGCGCCUACUCACCUGGAAGGACUCCCCAGUGCGGGACCUGUCGUCCUCUCCCCUAGGAGGCCAUCCCCAGCACCUAGCCGCGGUGUGUCCUCCCCGACCACAGUUGGUGCAGGAGAUGGACCCCCUCGUAAGCCGACCCCUCCUCUCUCUAGCGCCAGCGCCCCCGAGCUCCAUGGGGCACGGCUCGGAGGCGCUGGAGGGUGAAAUGGACGGACCCCCCUCGGGACGUCCGCGGGUAGCUAGCAGGGUAUCCAGCCUGAUGGACAUGUCGACCAACUGGUCGAACGAGAGGCUGGUGUCCCUACAGGCCAGCUCCCUACGGACGUCCUCGCGUAGACUACAUCGGUAGUGAUCGAUGAGAGCCCGCUCAUUCCACCCUGCAUCCGCCGCUAGAGUACGGAAUUCCAAGGCGAACUCCUGGGCACUCCUCUUCCCCUGCCGGAGGCAGACCAGACGCUCCCCCGCCGCUUUCCCCUCCGGGGGAUGGUCAAACACCACCCUGAAGCGGCGGGAGAACUCGUCGUAGGUGAUGGUGUUCGCGUCGAUUCUCCUCCACUCUGCGUUGGCCCAUUCCAACGCCUUCCCGGAAAGGCAGGAGAUCAGGGCGGACACGCUCUCGUGUCCCGAGGGCGCCGGGUGCACGGUGGCCAGGUAAAGCUCCACCUGGAGAAGGAAUCCCUGACACCCGGCCGCGGUCCCAUCGUAGGCCCUCGGGAGCGAGAGCCGAACUCCUCUGGGUUCCGGAGCGGGAAUGGGCUGACCUGCCGAUGGUGCGGGCAGGGAGGAUGGCGGUGGAGGAGUCCCUCGGGUCUCCCAGCCUCGGAUGGUGGUGAUCACCUCCUGCAGUGCGGACCCCAUCCGCAGGAUCUGGUCAUUUUGUUCGCGGAUCCUGUCCUCCAACGUCGCCUGUGCUGCUGCGGCUCCUGCUGACUCCAUCGAGUAGGGUGUGUGAUUCUGUCAGUGUAGCUGUAGGUGGGUGUGGUGGUGGAAUCAGGCGCAGGACGCACAAAGUAAGUCUAAAAGACUUUAGUUGUUUGGCAACAAAACACAGCACGAAAACAAACGCCCUGAGGCGAGAAACUCCGCACACAGGCGAAAUAAAGCGGGCGCACAAAAUACGUGCGACAAAAUACUCCAAAAACACAGAAUGGAGAGCAGCUCAACCGAGCAAACUGUACAUACAAAAGCUAAGCGCACGACAGUGAAAACAAUCACACACAACACUAGACAAACACAACGAGAACUUAUAGGACACUAAUUACACUAAACGAUAACAGGUGUAACAACAAUCAGACAAAAGCAAACGAACAUAGAAACAUGCAACGGUGGCAGCUAGUAUUCCGGAGACGACGAACGCCGAAGCCUGCCCGAGAAAGGAAGAGAGGCAGCCUCGGCCGAAACCGUGACAGUGUCCAAACUUUUGACUGGUAGUGUACAUGGCACAUUAGUCUCAAACUGCAGGGCAGAGUACCCGGUGGCUAGGGAUGGCUAUUCAACAGUCUGAUGGCCUGGAGAUAGAAGCUGUUUUUCUGUCUUUCUUUGAUGCACCUUUGAUGCAUCUCUCUCUGCUAGAAGGUAGAGUGAACAGACCGUGGCUCAGGUGGCUGAGGUCCUUGAUGAUCUUCUUGGUCUCUUAACAUGCAUCUUAAUCCAGAACUAGUAAUAAUCUGUGUCGAGCAAACCGUCCCUUAGAGUUCAGAAUGACAGCAAUAUCUUAAAUUGUGUUUGAAAGAAAUCCCACAAAUCAUUUGAGAUGAUCGUAAUCAGUAAGGGAUUUGAUGGUGAUGUGUUCUGUUGUUUCCAUAGGUGUUCAUGUGUUGAACCUCCGGAUCCCAGCAAUGCCACCCUACGGUACUGGGAGCAGAACAACAUCACUGCUUCGGAGAUCUAUUGGGAGGCACUUGAGGUCAAGGUACUGUAUGAGAGUGUGUGGCUUAAUUUGUGCAUAGGACCAAGCAAAAUUAGGAAAAUGAUGCAUACAUAAAUAGAACCCAGAGUUAGUCCCAUGGUUUUUCCAGGUUUUGUCAUAUGUUGAGGAUAAACGUUUUACCCUAUACACAAAAGAAAAUGUUGUAUUGUAUUUUUUAUUUUAAUGAAUGGCAGUAGAGACCAGAAAAUAGCACAUUUAGGUUGUUCCACACAAAGUGGCAUACUCUCCCAGAUGGAGCUGGCCCAGUGUAGGAGAUGAAGGACAUGUGGAUGGAUUACGCCAUGCCAAAUCAGAAAAACACAUUUUUAGUAUUAAUUUACCUUUUUGUCGACAAGGAUGCUCUUAUCCUAGCAGGACCCUAUAACCCCAGCAUUGAUGGGGUCAAUUCCAUUUAAAUUUAGGAUGUUCCAAUUUCAAUUUCCCUCAAUGCUCUGAGAAAAAAAUGUAAUUGUAAUUUCAGUUAAUUGACUGAAUUGAAAUGGAUUGACCCCAACCCUGUAACACAGCAUGUUUUGAAUGACUUGUUGUCAUACAUACAGUAUUAACCCCACAUGCAGUAUAACAGACUAAAUACCCUCCUCCACCUGUUGUUGCAGGACUGCAUAAAGAGGCGAGGGGAAUUUGUGGGCAGCGCCUGUGGCCUUCAUGGACCCUACAUUCCAGAUGUUCUCUUCUGGUCUGUCGUUCUCUUUUUCUCCACUGUCUUCAUGUCGGCUUUCCUCAAAGAGUUCAAGUUCAGCCGUUAUUUCCCCACCAAGGUAAGGCAGCAGACCCAGAUCCUACUAUAAUCCCACUCAUUUGUAUCUAUUAUGUGUUUGUAGACUGCAGACAGGGUUUCUGUCAUUCUGCUGAGUUUUAUGGUGCAGUGGAGCACUCUAGUGGUCAUAUGUGAAUACUGUCUGAUUGUGGUGGUUUACAUUAAAACGUGUAAUAAAAUAGUUUCUAAUGGAGAAGAGUGUCACACCACUUUCUUUGGGAUUCUAUUAUGGUUUAAGGCAGCACUUUUUCUCCCGUUGUUUGAGCACAGAACCCCCUUUUUUCUUCAAGCAAAAUGAGUGGCCCAUGUGAGAAUUAAAUCCACAACCAAGGUGCUCAGUGUUUGAUUUUCCUCUGUAAUCUGUGACUGACAUAGUAGUUUGAUAUUAAACAAUAAUAUAGAUUAUUCCUGUGCUAAGACCAGACAAUUGACAUGCACCCCUCUCUUGCACAGUUGAGAGCUGUCAUCAGUGACUUUGCUGUGUUCAUCACCAUCUUUACCAUGGUCCUGAUGGACUAUGCCUUAGGGGUCCCAUCUCCAAAACUAAAAGUCCCCAGUGUGUUUAAGGUGAGCUAGAUAACAAAAUAUUACAACGUGAUUAUACAUUUUUACUCAAAAUACUCUACACUAUAGACAUGUGCAUACUAUGUAGAUACAAUAUUUACCAAUAACCUAAAUUCUUGCAGCCGACCAGAGAUGACCGUGGUUGGUUGAUCAGCCCGUUAGGCGGAAACCCUUGGUGGACCACCUUAGUAACAGUGAUCCCUGCUCUGCUCUGCACUAUCCUAAUCUUUAUGGACCAACAGAUCACCGCAGUCAUCAUCAACAGGAAGGAGCACAAACUAAAGGUACUGUAGGCCAGGGUUUCCAAACUCGGUCAUGGCCGUUCCUAAGUAUUGAGUAGUGUAUUCUCAGUUGGACUUUAUUGUCUUUCCCUCCCCACAGAAAGGCUGUGGGUACCACCUGGAUCUGUUUGUGGUGGGCAUCAUGCUGGGGGUGUGCUCCAUCAUGGGGCUGCCCUGGUUCGUGGCUGCUACCGUGCUCUCCAUCUCCCACGUCAACAGUCUGAAGCUGGAGUCGGAGUGCUCGGCCCCCGGGGAACAGCCCAAGUUCCUGGGGAUCCGGGAGCAGCGCUUCACCGGCCUCAUGAUCUUCCUGCUCAUGGGCUGCUCCGUCUUCAUGACCUCUGUGCUCAAGGUCAGAUAGGUUCUCUGAGCACACAUUGUGUUGGCUCUAGCCUCCGGACUGUCCAAAGGCGGUUUCUAUCACCCUGUAAUAUAAGUGUCUCUGUCUUGCACAAGUUGUAUUUAUUUUGCACCCAGAGUAUUAGUCUGCAGUGCCUCAAAGUGAACAGAUAAUUUACACCAUUACCUUUUAUAUGGUUCUAUCCCACUUUUUUGACGGUUUCCUGUCUUUAUUGAUGCUUGUAUAACUUAAACAUAAUAUGAUUGCUCUCGUCCCUUCAGUAUAUUCCCAUGCCUGUCUUGUAUGGAGUAUUCCUGUACAUGGGAGCAUCUUCGCUUAGAGGAAUACAGGUAAGAUAUCACUAAGCACACUCUGAUAAAGUUUCUGUACACUCUCAGUCAAAAUAGGCUUGUAAGGCUAAGGCCUAGCACACUUGGCUUACAUCUAAAGCGAAGUUCAAAAAGACCAUGUGAGAAAAUGUAGACUUAUCUCAACACAGUUGGCCUGAAUCUAAUGCUCCUGAGGUUGUAAUGUAAGCCUUUGUUCUAUUGCUCAUCAGUUCUUUGACCGUCUGAAGCUGUUUGGCAUGCCAGCCAAGCACCAGCCAGACUUCAUCUACCUGAGAUACGUUCCCAUGAGGAAGGUCCACCUCUUCACCAUCAUCCAGCUCAGCUGCCUGGUCAUGCUCUGGGUCAUCAAGACCUCCAAUUAUGCCAUCGUCUUCCCCAUGAUGGUUCGCAAAUGCCUUUCUCCUAGCUUUCUCCCUGGGUUAUAGGCUAAAUUUCAUACAAGACAUUCCGGCUACAUGUAGAUUUAUUUGGCCACAUUGUAGUUUUACACAAUUAGCACCACUAUGAGAUGUGCAGUAUAGCCAUUGUAUUAAGUUAUACAUAACAAUGCGUCCUGUCCAGUGGGUGUACUUGUACAUCAAGCUGCAUAGAUGCGCACCAGAAACAGAAGAUAGGCUCCUGCCCUAUGGGCCGUUCUCGCUGGGACAAGUAUUAUUUAUGCAGAUAAUUUUGUCAGAGUAUCAUAGGUUGCACCUCCAUCAUGCCAUUGUUAUGAACGUUUUCAAGCCGCCCUCUGUUUCGUUUAAAUUACAUGUAAAUACGAUGACAUUGAUCAAGUAGUCAAAUAUUUAGUAGGAAACAACUUUGCCAGCAUUAUCAUGUCGUCAAAUGUACUUUAGACAGAUGGCAAUGUUGUCAUUAGCUAGCAAAGUUCGUCAAAAAUAGCUAGCAAUGCUAACGUUAGCUAGCUAAAAUCCGGUGGCCUCCCCUCAUUCUAACCUAGCUAACUAACGUUAUACUGCAUCUAAAGUCAAUCAGGUGACAUCAAAAUUAUGACAAAAGGUUUUCGUACUAAUUAUUUGCCUCCUUUUGAAUGUGGUUGUAUUUCCAAGCCACUGUAAUGCACUUUUGAUUAAAUGUUCAUCAGCGCUCAUUGAUGAUGCAUUGAGUAGAAUGCUCAGUCAGGCAUCAGUCCAAAAUGAAUGUUCAAACAAUAGUAGUAAUGCAGUGUGUUUGUGUUCCUUGCAGGUGUUGGCUCUGGUGUUCAUUAGGAAGCUGAUGGAUUGCUUCUUCACCAAGAGAGAGAUGAGCUGGCUGGAUGAUCUCAUGCCAGAGAGUAAGAAGAAGAAACUGAAGGAUGCUGAAGAAGAGGUAUGAAAAUAGCAUCUACAUAACAAAGCGAGAUCUUGGGACUAUAAGAUUCUAUCUGCAAAAAGAUGAUUAGGAAAUAAUUGGCUUUAAAGUUCCAAACCCUCAUUGGUUUGAAUGGUGUCAUCGAUUUUUAUCUUGUAUUCUUUUGAACUAACAACAUGAAUUUGGUUAUUUAGAGUACUAUAUAGGUAGAGAACAUUGAACAGAACAAGGCUAUGUCAAGAAUUCAAAAUAAUGUUCCUUUUUAUUGUAGAUAUGUAACUUUUAUUGUAAUGGUUUAUUUCUGCAUGUGUUUGAACCAAUUCAUUAUAUACAGUACUAACACUAUAGUUUAAACGCUUCCUGUUGAUUCUCGUAUUCAUCAGGAGGAGGCGCAAAGCAUGUUGGGAGAGGAAGAGGGAGUAGUGCAAUUGCCAUUAGAAGGAUAUCAAAAGUAAGUUAGGCUAUUAUGAUAACAUUAUAUCUCCCUUUUUAUACUGUAAAAAGACUUCAAGCUUCAUUGGUUGUAAAAUAGUUGACUGUUUGUUGUGUAUUAUUAUGCAUGAAUAUGUUGUUUUUUUAGGAGUGAAUCCGCACUCAACAUCACGGAUGAAAUGUCCAAAGGCUCUUUUGGAAACACGUGGAAUGUCAACUCCAACAACUCUAAAAAAGAGCUAGACUCAAAAAGGUAUCGCAUUGCCUCAAACAUGUAUACCCAAAAUCAGCACAUUGGAGUUGAUACAUUUUUGUAUUUAAAACGUCACUUUGUUUUUCUUCUGUCAGUUUGUGUAAAAAUGUGUCUUAAUUUAAGAUAUGUGCAUGUAACUCAAACUUUCUUGCAAAUUUCCCCAUGGCAUCAAUCCUUGUGAAAAUAUGGAGUUUGUUGAGACUAUCUCAAGUUAGGAUUCCUCCUAUACUGAAUAGACAUUGUGUUAUAACCAUUAUAAUGGAAACUGAUGACAAUGUACCAUUGAAUUCAUAAAAUGCCUCAUAUUGACCAAGUUCCAUGCUCAUAUAGAGAAUUUUCAGGAUAUUGAUAUGUCAUUGCUACUGUAUAUGAACGAAAUUGCAGAUGUAUCAUUCAGUUGAAACUAGAUGCUACUUAUUCACUGUAUAAAGGAGUUGUCUCUCCAUUUUAGAGCUGAUGAGUUUCUUGACUGUAUUUUCCCAUUCCAUCUCUGUCAUAAACUCCCUUAUAUCCUCUUAGAUGCUGAACCCCCCAGAGGUAAGAGUCUGAUCCCCGUGCCAUUUACUCCUCCUUACUCCAUUUGGUGACCAUCACUUUUUGGAAUAAAAUAAUUGUGUUUAUCUUUGCAUGAUAUGAGGCAGGAUUGUACAAGGUCUAAUUCCUCAAUUUACCAUUGGGUUGAAAUUAGAUGCUGCUUAUUUAGCAUCCUUCAAAUUGUCAUGGCCUCGACAUUAUGCAUUUUCGAGUUGAACACUGGGAGAGCACAGCUCUUUAAAACUCUUUGAUGACUGCUAAUGUUAGGCAAAGAUAAAUAUUAUGGAUGCGAAGUCCAUUACCUUUUCACUGCUUGGAAUAUAAACCCAGCAUAUUACAGGCAGUGACGAAUGAAUUUGCUCAGUCUAAAGUGACAUGACUGAGAAAGCAAGGAUGAAAAGUGCAUGUAGGAGCCAUCUCUGACUGCAUGAUGCUGCUGUACCAAUCAGGUUCUGCUAGCAUGACAAUCAUCCUUCUACCCAAUCUACUAUGCCUCAGCCAAUGGCCGUGAAGGGCAGUUCGGCAAGGAGCACUACAGCAUACUAGCUGCAGGCUCCAUUACGCAAUAGCUGGAGAGUGUCAUUAUAUUAGUACAUCUCAGUUGUGAGAACUGCUCUUUCAUGAACAUUGUCUGAGAUUCUGAUCCCAUUAUACAGUGGGGAAAAAAAGUAUUUAGUCAGCCACCAAUUGGGCAAGUUCUCCCACUUAAAAAGAUGAGAGAGGCCUGUAAUUUUCAUCAUAGGUACACGUCAACUAUGACAGACAAAAUGAGAAAAUGUUUUCCAGAAAAUCACAUUGUAGGAUUUUUAAUGAAUUUAUUUGCAAAUUAUGGUGGAAAAUAAGUAUUUGGUCAAUAACAAAAGUUUCUCAAUACUUUGUUAUAUACCCUUUGUUGGCAAUGACACAGGUCAAAUGUUUUCUGUAAGUCUUCACAAGGUUUUCACACACUGUUGCUGGUAUUUUGGUCCAUUCCUCCAUGCAGAUCUCCUCUAGAGCAGUGAUGUUUUGGGGCUGUCGCUGGGCAACACAGACUUUCAACUCCCUCCAAAGAUUUUCUAUGGGGUUGAGAUCUGGAGACUGGCUAGGCCACUCCAGGACCUUGAAAUGCUUCUUACGAAGCCACUCCUUCGUUGCCCGGGCGGUGUGUUUGGGAUCAUUGUCAUGCUGAAAGACCCAGCCACGUUUCAUCUUCAAUGCCCUUGCUGAUGGAAGGAGGUUUUCACUCAAAAUCUCACGAUACAUGGCCCCAUUCAUUCUUUCAUUUACACGGAUCAGUCGUCCUGGUCCCUUUGCAGAAAAACAGCCCCAAAGCAUGAUGUUUCCACCCCCAUGCUUCACAGUAGGUAUGGUGUUCUUUGGAUGCAACUCAGCAUUCUUUGUCCUCCAAACAUGACGAGUUGAGUUUUUAACAAAAAGUUAUAUUUUGGUUUCAUCUGACCAUAUGACAUUCUCCCAAUCCUCUUCUGGAUCAUCCAAAUGCACUCUAGCAAACUUCAGACGGGCCUGGACAUGUACUGGCUUAAGCAGGGGGACACGUCUGGCACUGCAGGAUUUGAGUCCCUGGCGGCGUAGUGUGUUACUGAUGGUAGGCUUUGUUACUUUGGUCCCAGCUCUCUGCAGGUCAUUCACUAGGUCCCCCCGUGUGGUUCUGGGAUUUUUGCUCACCGUUCUUGUGAUCAUUUUGACCCCACGGGGUGAGAUCUUGCGUGGAGUCCCAGAUCGAGGGAGAUUAUCAGUGGUCUUGUAUGUCUUCCAUUUCCUAAUAAUUGCUCCCACAGUUGAUUUCUUCAAACCAAGCUGCUUACCUAUUGCAGAUUCAGUCUUCCCAGCCUGGUGCAGGUCUACAAUUUUGUUUCUGGUGUCCUUUGACAGCUCUUUGGUCUUGGCCAUAGUGGAGUUUGGUGUGUGACUGUUUGAGGUUGUGGACAGGUGUCUUUUAUACUGAUAACAAGUUAAAACAGGUGCCAUUAAUACAGGUAACGAGUGGAGGACAGAGGAGCCUCUUAAAGAAGAAGUUACAGGUCUGUGAGAGCCAGAAAUCUUGCUUGUUUGUAAGUGACCAAAUACUUAUUUUCCACCAUAAUUUGCAAAUAAAUUCAUUAAAAAUCCUACAAUGUGAUUUUCUGGAUUUCUUUUUCUCAAUUUGUCUGUCAUAGUUGACGUGUACCUAUGAUGAAAAUUACAGGCCUCUCUCAUCUUUUUAAGUGGGAGAACAUGCACAAUUGGUGGCUGACUAAAUACUUUUUCCCCCCACUGUACCUCUCAGCUGCCUGGAACCUACAGUGCGAUUCUGUAUGGGAGGGGAUUACCAUGCGAUUUACUAAAGCAUAUCAAAUAUGGUGUUAAUGUUCAUGUAAAGCCCCUCCCAACUAAAACAUCAGUUGAUGAUACAUUUGGGGGCAGUUUCCCGGACACAGAUUAAGUCUAAUCCUGGACUAAAAAUAAUUCUAAAUGGAGAACCUCCAUUGUUGGAGCUGGACAGCUGAUAGUUAUAAGCUAUGUUCUGAAGUUGUAUACUUGAAAGCACUAAUAGCCAGUGUUUAUACCCACAGCUUAUUCAAGAACAGUGGAAGGAAACAGAAGAAGAGGAGAAAGAUGCAGAAGGGCUGCUUCGACAGGGAGACAAGUCUAUGA